Messenger RNA from Pelobates cultripes (western spadefoot toad), 59702 nucleotides. NCBI's taxonomy places the organism in Eukaryota, Metazoa, Chordata, Amphibia, Anura, Pelobatidae. The record is from the annotation of a GenBank genome assembly.
AGCAUCUCAGGAUACUCUGCAACAUGACCGUAGACAACAAUUCCAGUGAACUGAACAAAAUACAUUCAACGCCAAAUCCACCCGUAACUAAAAAUGAGGAGAAAAUCCCCCCCAAAAAGGAGUCAUGCUGUGACACUCUAAAGGUAAAUAGUUUGAAAUUUAGCAAAUCUGCUUUUUUAGGAAACGCUAAUCUUGAUAAUUCAUAUCCUGCAAAUCCUCUUCCCAUAAAAUGGAAGCCUUCUAAAGAAGGAGAGAAUUGCCAGCUAAGCUCCCAGAGGCCAGAUGUGAUCAUGGCUCCCAGAUAGUCUAACAACUCCUAGCUUUCAUUAAAUCUCUGGAAUUUAAAAAAAAUAUUGGCUAAUCAAGUGUUCUAUCCGAAACAAUACAUUGUUUUUAUCCGUGUCCCAGAGAGUGCAAAUAAUGCAAUGAUUAUUUUUUAAGUUGUAGAUCAAAUGAGAAAUUGGAAUCUAACUACACACAGAGCUAUUUAUAGGACCUGAUUAGGAUCUUACAGUUUAUCCUAUUCUUGACGCUUAGUUGGAAAUUGGAAAGGGUUCAUUCAUGCAAUCUGCACUUUGUUCCAGAUACCAUUACCAGUGUUUUGCAUUUAAGGAUAUGUUUUGUCCCUGUGUUGUCUUAUGGAUGCUCUGUUUGUGUAGAUUAGUAACAGACAUUCCUGUGGCUUCACGUGUAGGUCACAACAAUGGGUGACUGACAACACAAAUUAAGGUGGAAACGUAUUUCCAAACUGAGAACUGGAAGAUAUUUCAGGUAGAUUGACCUUGUAUCCACCUUCAUUGAUUGCGACAGUCUCUCCUUGUCUCAGGGUUCAGAUUUAUGACUAAAUCAGUGCUUCCCAAAACAGCCCUCAAGGCAUCACUACCAGUCCAGGAUUUAGGGAUUAUCCAGUUGUGUCUAAAAAACACAUUAGAUACAACUGGGUAAUCCCUAAAUCCUGGACUAGUAGGUGUACCUGGAGACUAGUUUGGACAAAAUAACUGAGAUGCAUUAAAUAGGGAUGUGAUAAGCAGUUACUUGUUACCCUGAGUUUUUGGUCAAACUGCUCUAGGCGAACCAGAAAGAGAUUUCCAUUCCCAUUUUGUUGGGAAUUUCCAUUUCCAUUCCAUGACAGUUUGGUGAUCGGGUAAAAUCAUAAGUGAAUAUAUUGUCCUUAAUAGAGAGAUCUAGCAGUUUUCGCCCUUCACAUUUCUAGUUGUGGAAGGGAUUGGUCGGAAGGUGAAGUUCUGAAUAACUUUCCAGACGUCGGCUGAUCUCGAUACAUCAGUGUAUGAACAGUUAGAUCAAUAACCUUUAAAGUAUUUGCCCUUAGGUGAUUCCCAAGCUAGUGACUCUGUUGACCCAUGCUGUAGUGUGGGUUGUAACAGACCAACAUUAACUGAGGUUGGAGAUAUUCUGGACAGACUAUGGGCCUCAUAUAAGGUUUAAUCCGUACCACUCUAUAUUAUUGAUUAUUAAUGGGACACUCCACUGACCUGUUAACUCGGCUUUAUUAAAUAUUUACCCCACCCAAUGCCCACAGGUAGGACCACAUCAUUUACUGUCCUCAUCCUCAUGUGAUGUGUACCUUCUAGCGAUGUGGCACCAAUAGUUUCCUCUUGGCUAGUUUAGUUUUUAGCUGUGGCUGCUCAAUUCCUAGUAAAUAUGCCUCCACUUGUGGCAAGGAGGUGUGGGCAUAAGAGAGUCAUUAAAUCUAUUUUAGUAAUAUGGCUAUCAUAUUAAAUCCCAUUGUCUUUAUUGUUUAUUUUAUUUUUUUGCUUGUUAAUGGGGCGGCUGGCCACAUGAUUAACAGGAUUAAACCUCAUGCUGCCAAAUGGUUUUAACUGUUUGCUUACUAACUGCUAGUGCUUUCAGCAGGCAAAAUGUUCUUAUUAUCAAUUAUCACUAACUGGCAAAAAGCAGAUAAAAAUAAAUCAGUAUAUACAAGAAAUAAAAAUCUGGUCAGCAUUCGUCCAUUUUCUCCAAAUUUUGUCCAUCUAGACAAAUUGGUUAUUUGGUAAAUAGACCUGUGAAAUAUUGCACAUUGACCCCUGACCUCCUGCCUUCUCUCACUCUGCUGCCUCACUGACUGUACUAAUCGCCAGUUAACUGUCAUGACAGACCACACACAUUCAUUUACACUGGAAGUCAAAACAUCCGUGCUAUCAAAGCAACUCCAGCAAAGGCUCCAUGAGUUCUGCCUCUGCAUUAUUGAAGGGUGGAAUUCAUGAUCUUGCGCAGUAUUCCAGAAAUGGAGGAGUCAGAAAACAUAGGGCAUUCCUAUUAGAAGAGUUGUGAGGGAAUUCUGGACAAAUCCAUAAUAUCUGGAGAAAAGGAAAGAAGGAGAACUGUUAGAGUUUGUCGAUUAUGCCUUGACAGUGCUCUACAAUUCCCGUUAUAACUCACCAUAUUUCCAUUUUAGGGAACAGAACCCACCAUGUUUCUAUUUUAGGGAAUAUAAGCCACCAUGUUUCCCUUUUAGGGGAUAGAACCUACCAGGUUUCCAUUUAAGGAAUAGAACCCACCAUGUUUCCCUUUUAGGGGAUAGAACCUACCAGGUUUCCAUUUAAGGAAUAGAACCCACCAUGUUUUCCUUUAAGGGGAUAUAACCUACCAGGUAUCCAUUUAAGGAAUAGAACCCACCAUGUUUCUAUUUUAGGGAAUAGAACCCACCAUGUUUCCACUGUAGGGAAUGGAACCCACCAUGUUUCCAUUGUAGGGAAUAGAACCCACCAUGUUUCCAUUGUAUGGAAUAGAACCCACCAUGUUUCCAGUUUAGGGAAUAGAACCCACCAUGUUUCCAUUUUAGGGAAUAGAUCCCACCAUUUUUCCAUUUUAGGGAAUAGAACCCACCAUAUUUCCAUUUUAGGGAAUAGAACCCACCAUGUUUCUGUUUUAGGGAAUAGAACCCACCAUGUUUCCAUUUUAGGUUACCAUGUUUGGUUGCAUUUUAGGGAAUUGAACCCACCAUGUUUCCAGUUUAGGAAAUAGAACCCACCAGGGAAUAUUAUUAUUAUUAUUAUUAUUAUUAUCAUUUAUAUAGCGCCAACAGAUUCCGUAGCGCUUUACAAUAUUAUGAGGGGGGGGGAUGUAACAAUAAAUAGGACAAUUACAAGAAAACUUACAGGAACAAUAGGUUGAAGAGGACCCUGCUCAAACGAGCUUACAGACUAUAGGAGGUGGGGUAUUAGAAACAUUAGGACAAGAAAUAUCAAGUAGGAGUGAAUCAGAGCUGGGGGAGAGAGCAAAGCACUGUCUCAUAGGAGAGAGCAGGAGACAGGUAUGUAAGGUAGAGAUUACUCCGGGAGGCCAUUAGCUUUCCUGAAGAGAUGGGUUUUAAGGCCCUUCUUAAAUGAUUGAAGACUAGGGGAGAGUCUGAUGGCAGUAGGCAAGCUAUUCCAUAGGAGAGGAGCCACCCGCGAGAGGUCCUGCAAGCGCGAGUUGGCCGUACGGGUGCGAGCAGCGGUCAGGAGGUGGUCACGGGCAGAGCGGAGGGCACGAGGAGGGGCAUAUCUAUGGAUUAGUGAAGAGAUAUAAGUGGGGCUAGAAUUGUUCAGUGCUUUAAAUGUGUGGGUUAGCACUUUGAAUUGACUCCUAUAGCAUACAGGUAAGGUCUGGCAGAGGGAUGUUUGCAUUUUAGGGAAUUGAACCCACCAUGUUUCCAUUUUAGGGAAUAUAACCCACCAUGUUUCCAUUUUAUGGAAUAGAACCCACCAUGUUUCCAUUUUAGGGAAUAGAACCCACCAUGUUUCCAUUUUAGGGAAUAGAUCCCACCAUGUUUCCAUUUUAGGGAAUAGAACCCACCAUGUUUCCAUUUUAGGGAAUAGAACCCACCAUGUUUCUAUUUUAGGGACUAGAACCCACCAUGUUUCCAUUAAGGAAUAGAACCCACCAUGUUUCCAUUUAAGAAAUAGAACUCACCAGGAUUCAAUUUUAGGGAAUAUAACUCACCAUGUUUCCAUCUUAGGGAAUAGAACCCACCAUGUUUCCAUUUUAGGGAAUAUAACUCACCAUGUUUCCAUUUUAGGUAAUAGAACCCACCAUGUUUCUAUUAAGCAAGAGAACCCAUCAUGUUUCCAUUUUAGGGAAUCAAACCCACCAUGUUUCCAUUUUAGGGAAUAGAUCCCACCAUGUCUCCAUUUUAGGGAAGAGAACCCACCAUGUUUCCAUUUAAGGAAUAGAACCCACCAUGUUUCCAUUUAAGGAAUAGAACUCACCAGGAUUCCAUUUUAGGGAAUAUAACUCACCAUGUUUCCAUCUUAGGGAAUAGAACCCACCAUGUUUUCAUUUUAGGGAAUAAAACUCACCAUGUUUCCAUUUUAGGUAAUAGAACCCACCAUGUUUCUAUUAAGCAAGAGAACCCAUCAUGUUUCCAUUUUAGGGAAUCAAACCCACCAUGUUUCCAUUUUAGGGAAUAGAUCCCACCAUGUCUCCAUUUUAGGGAAGAGAACCCACCAUGUUUCCAUUGUAGGGAAUAGAACCCGCCAUGUUUCCAUCUUAGGGAAUAUAACCCAUCAUAUUUGCAUUUUAGGGAAAAGAUCCCACCAUGUUUCCAUUUUAGGGAAUAGAACCCACCAUGUUUCCAUUUAAGGAAUAUAAUCCACCAUGUUUCCAUUUUAGGGAAUAGAACCCACCAUGUUUCCAUUUUAGGGAAUAGAACCCACCAUGUUUCCAUUUAAGGAAUAUAACCCACCAUGUUUCCAUUUUAGGUAAAGGAACCCACCAUAUUUCCAUUAUAAGGAAUAGAACCCGUCAUGUUUCCAUUUUAGGGAAUAUAACUCACCAUGUUUCCAUUUUAGGGAAUAGAGCUCACCAUGUUUCCAUUUUAGGAAUAUAUCUCACAUGUUUCCAUUUUAGGGAAUAGAAUCCACCAUGUUUCCAUUUUAGGGAAUAUAUCCCACCAUGUUUCUAUUUUUUGGAAUAGAUCCCACCACGUUUCCCUUUUAGGGAGUAGAACCUGCCAUGUUUCCAUUUUACGGAAAAUAACAAACCAUGUUUCCAGUUUAGGGAAUAGAACCUGCCAUGUUUCCAUUUUAGGAAAUAGAACCCACCAUGUUUCCAUUUUAGGGAAUAGAACUCACCAUGUUUCCGUUUUAGGGAGUAGAACCCACCAUGUUUCCAUUUAAGGAAUAGAACCCACCAUGUUUCCAUUUUAGGGAAUAGAACCCACCAUGUUUCCAUUUCAGGAAUAGAACCCACUAUGUUUCCGUUUUAGGGAAAAUAACCCACCCAUGUUUCCAUUUUAGGGAAUAGAACCCACCAUGUUUCCAUUUUAGGGAAUAGAUCCCACCAUGUUUCCAUUUUAGGGAAUAGAACCCACCAUGUUUCUAUUUUAGGGACUAGAACCCACCAUGUUUCCAUUAAGGAAUAGAACCCACCAUGUUUCCAUUUAAAGAAUAGAACUCACCAGGAUUCCAUUUUAGGGAAUAGAACUCACCAUGUUUCCAUCUUAGGGAAUAGAACCCAUGUUUCCAUCUUAGGGAAUAGAACCCACCAUGUUUCCAUUGUAGGGAAUAGAACCCACCAUGUUUCCAUUGUAGGGAAUAGAACCCACCAUGUUUCCAUUUUAGGGAAUAAAACCCACCAUGUUUGGUUGUAUUUUAGGGAAUUGAACCCACCAUGUUUCCAUUUUAGGGAAUAGAACCCACCAUGUUUCCAUUUUAGGGAAUAGAACCCACCAUGUUUCCAUUUUAGAGAAUAGAACCCACCAUGUUUGCAUUUUAGGGAAUUGAACCCACCAUGUUUCCAUUUUAGGGAAUAUAACCCACCAUGUUUCCAUUUUAUGGAAUAGAACACACCAUGUUUCCAUUUUAUGGAAUAGAACACACCAUGUUUCCAUUUUAGGAAAUAGAACCCACCAUGUUUUCAUUUAAGGAAUAUAACCCACCAUGUUUCCAUCUUAGGGAAUAGAACCCACCAUAUUUCUGUUUUAGGGAAUAGAACCCACCAUGUUUCCAUUUUAGGCAAUAGAUCCCACCAUUUUUCCAUUUUAGGGAAUAGAACCCACCAUGUUUCCAUUUUAGGGAAUAGAACCCACCAUGUUUGCAUUUUAGGGAAUAGAUCCCACCAUGUUUCCAUUUUAGGGAAUAGAACCCACCAUGUUUCCAUUUAAGGAAUAUAAUCCACUAUGUUUCUGUUUUAGGGAAUAGAACUCACCAUGUUUCCAUCUUAGGGAAUAGAACCCACAAUGUUUCCAUUUUAUGGAAUGUAACCCACCAUGUUUCUGUUUUAGGGAAUAGAAUCCACCAUGUUUCCAUUUUAAGGAAUAGAACCCACCAUGUUUCCAUGUAAGGAAAAUAACCCACCAUGUUUCCAUUUUAGGUAAAGGAACCCACCUUAUUUCCAUAUAAGGAAUAGAACCCGUCAUGUUUCCAUUUUAGGGAAUAUAACUCAACAUGUUUCCAUUUUAGGGAAUAGAAUCCACCAUGUUUCCAUUUUAGGGAAUAUAUCCCACCAUGUUUCUAUUUUUUGGAAUAGAUCCCACCACGUUUCCCUUUUAGGGAGUAGAACCUGCCAUGUUUCCAUUUUACGGAAAAUAACAAACCAUGUUUCCAGUUUAGGGAAUAGAACCUGCCAUGUUUCCAUUUUAGGAAAUAGAACCCACCAUGUUUCCAUUUUAGGGAAUAGAACUCACCAUGUUUCCGUUUUAGGGAGUAGAACCCACCAUGUUUCCAUUUAAGGAAUAGAACCCACCAUGUUUCCAUUUUAGGGAAUAUAACCCACCAUGUUUCCAUUUCAGGAAUAGAACCCACUAUGUUUCAGUUUUAGGGAAAAUAACCCACCAUGUUUCCAUUUUAGGGAAUAGAACCCACCAUGUUUCCAUUUUAGGGAAUAGAUCCCACCAUGUUUCCAUUUUAGGGAAUAGAACCCACCAUGUUUCUAUUUUAGGGACUAGAACCCACCAUGUUUCCAUUAAGGAAUAGAACCCACCAUGUUUCCAUUUAAAGAAUAGAACUCACCAGGAUUCCAUUUUAGGGAAUAGAACUCACCAUGUUUCCAUCUUAGGGAAUAGAAUCCACCAUGUUUCCAUUUUAGGGAAUAUAUCCCACCAUGUUUCUAUUUUUUGGAAUAGAUCCCACCAUGUUUCCCUUUUAGGGAGUAGAACCUGCCAUGUUUCCAUUUUACGGAAAAUAACAAACCAUGUUUCCAGUUUAGGGAAUAGAACCUGCCAUGUUUCCAUUUUAGGAAAUAGAACCCACCAUGUUUCCAUUUUAGGGAAUAGAACUCACCAUGUUUCCGUUUUUGGGAGUAGAACCCACCAUGUUUCCAUUUAAGGAAUAGAACCCACCAUGUUUCCAUUUUAGGGAAUAGAACCCACCAUGUUUCCAUUUCAGGAAUAGAACCCACUAUGUUUCAGUUUUAGGGAAAAUAACCCACCAUGUUUCUAUUUUAGGGAAUAGAACCCACCAUGUUUCCAUUUUAGUGAAUAGAUCCCACCAUGUUUCCAUUUUAGGGAAUAGAACCCACCAUGUUUCUAUUUUAGGGACUAGAACCCACCAUGUUUCCAUUAAGGAAUAGAACCCACCAUGUUUCCAUUUAAAGAAUAGAAAUCACCAGGAUUCCAUUUUAGGGAAUAGAACUCACCAUGUUUCCAUCUUAGGGAAUAGAACCCACCAUGUUUCCAUUGUAGGGAAUAGAACCCACCAUGUUUCCAUUGUAGGGAAUAGAACCCACCAUGUUUCCAUUUUAGGGAAUAAAACCCACCAUGUUUGGUUGUAUUUUAGGGAAUUGAACCCACCAUGUUUCCAUUUUAGGGAAUAGAACCCACCAUGUUUCCAUUUUAGGGAAUAGAACCCACCAUGUUUCCAUUUUAGAGAAUAGAACCCACCAUGUUUGCAUUUUAGGGAAUUGAACCCACCAUGUUUCCAUUUUAGGGAAUAUAACCCACCAUGGUUCCAUUUUAUGGAAUAGAACACACCAUGUUUCCAUUUUAUGGAAUAGAACACACCAUGUUUCCAUUUUAGGAAAUAGAACACACCAUGUUUCCAUUUAAGGAAUAUAACCCACCAUGUUUCCAUCUUAGGGAAUAGAACCCACCAUAUUUCUGUUUUAGGGAAUAGAACCCACCAUGUUUCCAUUUUAGGCAAGAGAUCCCACCAUUUUUCCAUUUUAGGGAAUAGAACCCACCAUGUUUCCAUUUUAGGGAAUAGAACCCACCAUGUUUCUAUUUUAGGGACUAGAACCCACCAUGUUUCCCACCAUGUUUCCAUUUCAGGAAUAGAACCCACUAUGUUUCAGUUUUAGGGAAAAUAACCCACCAUGUUUCCAUUUUAGGGAAUAGAACCCACCAUGUUUCCAUUUUAGGGAAUAGAACCCACCAUGUUUCCAUUUUAGGGAAUAGAACCCACCAUGUUUCUAUUUUAGGGACUAGAACCCACCAUGUUUCCAUUAAGGAAUAGAACCCACCAUGUUUCCAUUUAAAGAAUAGAACUCACCAGGAUUCCAUUUUAGGGAAUAGAACUCACCAUGUUUCCAUCUUAGGGAAUAGAACCCACCAUGUUUCCAUUGUAGGGAACAGAACCCACCAUGUUUCCAUUGUAGGGAAUAGAUCCCACCAUUUUUCCAUUUUAGGGAAUAGAACCCACCAUGUUUCCAUUUUAGGGAAUAGAACCCACCAUGUUUCUAUUUUAGGGACUAGAACCCACCAUGUUUCCAUUUUAGGGAAUAGAUCCCACCAUGUCUCCAUUUUAGGGAAGAGAACCCACCAUGUUUCCAUUGUAGGGAAUAGAACCCGCCAUGUUUCCAUCUUAGGGAAUAUAACCCACCAUGUUUCCAUUUAAGGAAUAUAAUCCACUAUGUUUCUGUUUUAGGGAAUAGAACUCACCAUGUUUCCAUCUUAGGGAAUAGAAUCCACCAUGUUUCCAUUUUAGGGAAUAUAUCCCACCAUGUUUCUAUUUUUUGGAAUAGAUCCCACCACGUUUCCCUUUUAGGGAGUAGAACCUGCCAUGUUUCCAUUUUACGGAAAAUAACAAACCAUGUUUCCAGUUUAGGGAAUAGAACCUGCCAUGUUUCCAUUUUAGGAAAUAGAACCCACCAUGUUUCCAUUUUAGGGAAUAGAACUCACCAUGUUUCCGUUUUAGGGAGUAGAACCCACCAUGUUUCCAUUUAAGGAAUAGAACCCACCAUGUUUCCAUUUUAGGGAAUAUAACCCACCAUGUUUCCAUUUCAGGAAUAGAACCCACUAUGUUUCAGUUUUAGGGAAAAUAACCCACCAUGUUUCCAUUUUAGGGAAUAGAACCCACCAUGUUUCCAUUUUAGGGAAUAGAUCCCACCAUGUUUCCAUUUUAGGGAAUAGAACCCACCAUGUUUCUAUUUUAGGGACUAGAACCCACCAUGUUUCCAUUAAGGAAUAGAACCCACCAUGUUUCCAUUUAAAGAAUAGAACUCACCAGGAUUCCAUUUUAGGGAAUAGAACUCACCAUGUUUCCAUCUUAGGGAAUAGAACCCACCAUGUUUCCAUUGUAGGGAAUAGAACCCACCAUGUUUCCAUUGUAGGGAAUAGAACCCACCAUGUUUCCAUUGUAGGGAAUAGAACCCACCAUGUUUCCAUUUUAGGGAAUAAAACCCACCAUGUUUGGUUGUAUUUUAGGGAAUUGAACCCACCAUGUUUCCAUUUUAGGGAAUAGAACCCACCAUGUUUCCAUUUUAGGGAAUAGAACCCACCAUGUUUCCAUUUUAGAGAAUAGAACCCACCAUGUUUGCAUUUUAGGGAAUUGAACCCACCAUGUUUCCAUUUUAGGGAAUAUAACCCACCAUGUUUCCAUUUUAUGGAAUAGAACACACCAUGUUUCCAUUUUAUGGAAUAGAACACACCAUGUUUCCAUUUUAGGAAAUAGAACCCACCAUGUUUCCAUUUAAGGAAUAUAACCCACCAUGUUUCCAUCUUAGGGAAUAGAACCCACCAUAUUUCUGUUUUAGGGAAUAGAACCCACCAUGUUUCCAUUUUAGGCAAUAGAACCCACCAUUUUUCCAUUUUAGGGAAUAGAACCCACCAUGUUUCCAUUUUAGGGAAUAGAACCCACCAUGUUUCUAUUUUAGGGACUAGAACCCACCAUGUUUCCAUUAAGGAAUAGAACCCACCAUGUUUCCAUUUAAGGAAUAUAACUCACCAGGAUUCCAUUUUAGGGAAUAGAACUCACCAUGUUUCCAUCUUAGGGAAUAUAACCCACCAUGUUUCCAUUUUAGGGAAUAGAACCCACCAUGUUUACCAGUUUAGGGAAUAGAACCCACCAUGUUUCCAUUGUAGGGAAUAGAACCCACCAAGUUUCCAUUUUAGGGAGUAGAACCCACCAUGUUUCCAUUUUAGGGAAUAGAACCCACAAUGUUUGGUUGUAGUUUAGGGAAUUGAACCCACCAUGUUUCUAGUUUAGGGAAUAUAACCCACCAUGUUUCCAUUUUAGGGAAUUGAACCCACCAUGUUUCCAUUUUAGGGAAUAUAACCCACCAUGUUUCCAUUUUAUGGAAGAGAACCCACCAUGUUUCCAUUUUAGGGAAUAGAACCCACCAUGUUUUCAUUUAAGGAAUAGAACCCACCAUGUUUCCAUCUUAGGGAAUAGAACCCACCAUGUUUCUGUUUUAGGGAAUAGAACCCACCAUGUUUCCAUUUUAGGGAAUAGAUCCCACCAUUUUUCCAUUUUAUGGAAUAGAACCCACCAUGUUUCCAUUUUAGGUAAUAGAACCCACCAUGUUUCUAUUUUAGUGACUAGAACCCACCAUGUUUCCAUUAAGGAAUAGAACCCACCAUGUUUCCAUUUAAGGAAUAGAACUCACCAGGAUUCCAUUUUAGGGAAUAUAACUCACCAUGUUUCCAUCUUAGGAAAUAGAACCCACCAUGUUUCCUUUGAGGGAAUAUAACUCACCAUGUUUCCAUUUUAGGUAAUAGAACCCACCAUGUUUCUAUUAAGCAAGAGAACCCAUCAUGUUUCCAUUUUAGGGAAUCAAACCCACCAUGUUUCCAUUUUAGGGAAUAGAUCCCACCAUGUCUCCAUUUUAGGGAAGAGAACCCACCAUGUUUCCAUUGUAGGGAAUAGAACCCACCAUGUUUCCAUCUUAGGGAAUAUAACCCAUCAUAUUUGCAUUUUAGGGAAUAGAUCCCACCAUGUUUCCAUUUUAGGGAAUAGAACCCACCAUGUUUCCAUUUAAGGAAUAUAAUCCACUAUGUUUCUGUUUUAGGGAAUAGAACUCACCAUGUUUCCAUCUUAGGGAAUAGAACCCACAAUGUUUCCAUUUUAUGGAAUGUAACCCACCAUGUUUCUGUUUUAGGGAAUAGAAUCCACCAUGUUUCCAUUUUAAGGAAUAGAACCCACCAUGUUUCCAUGUAAGGAAAAUAACCCACCAUGUUUCCAUUUUAGGUAAAGGAACCCACCUUAUUUCCAUAUAAGGAAUAGAACCCGUCAUGUUUCCAUUUUAGGGAAUAUAACUCACCAUGUUUCCAUUUUAGGGAAUAGAGCUCACCAUGUUUCCAUUUUAUGGAAUAUAUCUCAACAUAUUUCCAUUUUAGGGAAUAGAAUCCACCAUGUUUCCAUUUUAGGGAAUAUAUCCCACCAUGUUUCUAUUUUUUGGAAUAGAUCCCACCACGUUUCCCUUUUAGGGAGUAGAACCUGCCAUGUUUCCAUUUUACGGAAAAUAACAAACCAUGUUUCCAGUUUAGGGAAUAGAACCUGCCAUGUUUCCAUUUUAGGAAAUAGAACCCACCAUGUUUCCAUUUUAGGGAAUAGAACUCACCAUGUUUCCGUUUUUGGGAGUAGAACCCACCAUGUUUCCAUUUAAGGAAUAGAACCCACCAUGUUUCCAUUUUAGGGAAUAGAACCCACCAUGUUUCCAUUUCAGGAAUAGAACCCACUAUGUUUCAGUUUUAGGGAAAAUAACCCACCAUGUUUCCAUUUUAGGGAAUAGAACCCACCAUGUUUCCAUUUUAGGGAAUAGAACUCACCAUGUUUCCAUCUUAGGGAAUAGAAUCCACCAUGUUUCCAUUUUAGGGAAUAUAUCCCACCAUGUUUCUAUUUUUUGGAAUAGAUCCCACCACGUUUCCCUUUUAGGGAGUAGAACCUGCCAUGUUUCCAUUUUACGGAAAAUAACAAACCAUGUUUCCAGUUUAGGGAAUAGAACCUGCCAUGUUUCCAUUUUAGGAAAUAGAACCCACCAUGUUUCCAUUUUAGGGAAUAGAACUCACCAUGUUUCCGUUUUUGGGAGUAGAACCCACCAUGUUUCCAUUUAAGGAAUAGAACCCACCAUGUUUCCAUUUUAGGGAAUAGAACCCACCAUGUUUCCAUUUCAGGAAUAGAACCCACUAUGUUUCAGUUUUAGGGAAAAUAACCCACCAUGUUUCCAUUUUAGGGAAUAGAACCCACCAUGUUUCCAUUUUAGGGAAUAGAACCCACCAUGUUUCUAUUUUAGGGAAUAGAACCCACCAUGUUUCCAUUAAGGAAUAGAACCCACCAUGUUUCCAUUUAAAGAAUAGAACUCACCAGGAUUCCAUUUUAGGGAAUAGAACUCACCAUGUUUCCAUCUUAGGGAAUAGAACCCACCAUGUUUCCAUUGUAGGGAAUAGAACCCACCAUGUUUCCAUUGUAGGGAAUAGAACCCACCAUGUUUCCAUUGUAGGGAAUAGAACCCACCAUGUUUCCAUUUUAGGGAAUAAAACCCACCAUGUUUGGUUGUAUUUUAGGGAAUAGAACCCACUAUGUUUCAAGGGAAAAUAACCCACCAUGUUUCUAUUUUAGGGAAUAGAACCCACCAUGUUUCCAUUUUAGGAAUAGAUCCCACCAUGUUUCCAUUUUAGGGAAUAGAACCCACCAUGUUUCUAUUUUAGGGACUAGAACCCACCAUGUUUCCAUUAAGGAAUAGAACCCACCAUGUUUCCAUUUAAAGAACACCACCAUUUAGGGAAUAGAACCACCAUGUUUCCAUCUUAGGGAAUAGAACCCACCAUGUUUCCAAGGGAAUAGAACCCACCAUGUUUCCAUUGUAGGGAAUAGAACCCACCAUGUUUCCAUUGUAGGGAAUAGAACCCACCAUGUUUCCAUUUUAGGGAAUAAAACCCACCAUGUUUGGUUGUAUUUUAGGGAAUUGAACCCACCAUGUUUCCAUUUUAGGGAAUAGAACCCACCAUGUUUCCAUUUUAGGGAAUAGAACAUACCAUGUUUCCAUUUUAGAGAAUAGAACCCACCAUGUUUGCAUUUUAGGGAAUUGAACCCACCAUGUUUCCAUUUUAGGGAAUAUAACCCACCAUGUUUCCAUUUUAUGGAAUAGAACACACCAUGUUUCCAUUUUAUGGAAUAGAACACACCAUGUUUCCAUUUUAGGAAAUAGAACCCACCAUGUUUCCAUUUAAGGAAUAUAACACACCAUGUUUCCAUCUUAGGGAAUAGAACCCACCAUAUUUCUGUUUUAGGGAAUAGAACCCACCAUGUUUCCAUUUUAGGCAAUAGAUCCCACCAUUUUUCCAUUUUAGGGAAUAGAACCCACCAUGUUUCCAUUUUAGGGAAUAGAACUCACCAUGUUUGCAUUUUAGGGAAUAGAUCCCACCAUGUUUCCAUUUUAGGGAAUAGAACCCACCAUGUUUCCAUUUAAGGAAUAUAAUCCACUAUGUUUCUGUUUUAGGGAGUAGAACUCACCAUGUUUCCAUCUUAGGGAAUAGAACCCACAAUGUUUCCAUUUUAUGGAAUGUAACCCACCAUGUUUCUGUUUUAGGGAAUAGAAUCCACCAUGUUUCCAUUUUAAGGAAUAGAACCCACCAUGUUUCCAUGUAAGGAAAAUAACCCACCAUGUUUCCAUUUUAGGUAAAGGAACCCACCUUAUUUCCAUAUAAGGAAUAGAACCCGUCAUGUUUCCAUUUUAGGGAAUAUAACUCACCAUGUUUCCAUUAUAGGGAAUAGAGCUCACCAUGUUUCCAUUUUAUGGAAUAUAUCUCAACAUGUUUCCAUUUUAGGGAAUAGAAUCCACCAUGUUUCCAUUUUAGGGAAUAUAUCCCACCAUGUUUCUAUUUUUUGGAAUAGAUCCCACCACGUUUCCCUUUUAGGGAGUAGAACCUGCCAUGUUUCCAUUUUACGGAAAAUAACAAACCAUGUUUCCAGUUUAGGGAAUAGAACCUGCCAUGUUUCCAUUUAAGGAAUAGAACCCACCAUGUUUCCAUUUUAGGGAAUAGAACCCACCAUGUUUCCAUUUCAGGAAUAGAACCCACUAUGUUUCAGUUUUAGGGAAAAUAACCCACCAUGUUUCCAUUUUAGGGAAUAGAACCCACCAUGUUUCCAUUUUAGGGAAUAGAUCCCACCAUGUUUCCAUUUUAGGGAAUAGAACCCACCAUGUUUCUAUUUUAGGGACUAGAACCCACCAUGUUUCCAUUAAGGAAUAGAACCCACCAUGUUUCCAUUUAAAGAAUAGAACUCACCAGGAUUCCAUUUUAGGGAAUAGAACUCACCAUGUUUCCAUCUUAGGGAAUAGAACUCACCAUGUUUCCAUCUUAGGGAAUAGAACCCACCAUGUUUCCAUUGCAGGGAAUAGAACCCACCAUGUUUCCAUUGUAGGGAAUAGAACCCAACAUGUUUCCAUUUUAGGGAAUAAAACCCACCAUGUUUGGUUGUAUUUUAGGGAAUUGAACCCACCAUGUUUCCAUUUUAGGGAAUAGAACCCACCAUGUUUCCAUUUUAGGGAAUAGAACCCAUCAUGUUUCCAUUUUAGAGAAUAGAACCCACCAUGUUUGCAUUUUAGGGAAUUGAACCCACCAUGUUUCCAUUUUAGGGAAUAUAACCCACCAUGUUUCCAUUUUAUGGAAUAGAACACACCAUGUUUCCAUUUUAUGGAAUAGAACACACCAUGUUUCCAUUUUAGGAAAUAGAACCCACCAUGUUUCCAUUUAAGGAAUAUAACCCACCAUGUUUCCAUCUUAGGGAAUAGAACCCACCAUAUUUCCAUUUUAGGCAAUAGAUCCCACCAUUUUUGCAUUUUAGGGAAUAGAACCCACCAUGUUUCCAUUUUAGGGAAUAGAACCCACCAUGUUUCUAUUUUAGGGACUAGAACCCACCAUGUUUCCAUUAAGGAAUAGAACCCACCAUGUUUCCAUUUAAGGAAUAUAACUCACCAGGAUUCCAUUUUAGGGAAUAGAACUCACCAUGUUUCCAUCUUAGGGAAUAUAACCCACCAUGUUUCCAUUUUAGGGAAUAGAACCCACCAUGUUUCCAGUUUAGGGAAUAGAACCCACCAUGUUUCCAUUGUAGGGAAUAGAACCCACCAUGUUUCCAUUUUAGGGAGUAGAACCCACCAUGUUUCCAUUUUAGGGAAUAGAACCCACAAUGUUUGGUUGUAGUUUAGGGAAUUGAACCCACCAUGUUUCUAGUUUAGGGAAUAUAACCCACCAUGUUUCCAUUUUAGGGAAUAGAACCCACCAUGUUUCUAUUUUAGGGACUAGAACCCACCAUGUUUCCAUUAAGGAAUAGAACCCACCAUGUUUCCAUUUAAGGAAUAGAACUCACCUGGAUUCCAUUUUAGGGAAUAUAACUCACCAUGUUUCCAUCUUAGGGAAUAUAACUCACCAUGUUUCCAUUGUAGGGAAUAGAACCGACCAUGUUUCCAUUGUAGGGAAUAGAACCCACCAUGUUUCCAGUUUAGGGAAUAGAACCCACCAUGUUUCCAUUGUAGGGAAUAGAACCCACCAUGUUUCCAUUUUAGGGAAUAGAACCCACCAUGUUUGGUUGUAUUUUAGGGAAUUGAACACAUCAUGUUUCCAGUUUAGGGAAUAUAACCCACCAUGUUUCCAUUUUAGGGAAUAGAACCCACCAUGUUUGCAUUUUAGGGAAUUGAACCCACCAUGUUUCCAUUUUAGGGAAUAUAACCCACCAUGUUUCCAUUUUAUGGAAUAGAACCCACCAUGUUUCCAUUUUAGGGAAUAGAACCCACCAUGUUUCCAUCUUAGGGAAUAGAACCCACCAUGUUUCUGUUUUAGGGAAUAGAACCGACCAUGUUUCCAUUUUAGGGAAUAGAUCCCACCAUUUUUCAAUUUUAGGGAAUAGAACCCACCAUGUUUCCAUUUUAGGGAAUAUAACUCACCAUGUUUCCAUCUUACGAAAUAUAACCCACCAUGUUUCCAUUGUAGGGAAUUGAACCCACCAUGUUUCCAUUUUAGGGAAUAGAACCCACCAUGUUUCCAGUUUAGGGAAUAGAACCCACCAUGUUUCCAUUGUAGGGAAUAGAACCCACCAUGUUUGGUUGUAUUUUAGGGAAUUGAACCCACCAUGUUUCCAUGUUAGGGAAUAUAACCCACCAUGUUUCCAUUUUAGGGAAUAGAACCCACCAUGUUUCCAUUUUAGGGAAUAGAACCCACCAUGUUUGCAUUUUAAGGAAUUGAACCCACCAUGUUUCCAUUUUAGGGAAUAUAACCCACCAUGUUUCCAUUUUAUGGAAUAGAACCCACCAUGUUUCCAUUUUAGGGAAUAGAACCCACCAUGUUUUCAUUUAAGGAAUAGAACCCACCAUGUUUCCAUCUUAGGGAAUAGAACCCACCAUGUUUCUGUUUUAGGAAAUAGAACCCACCAUGUUUCCAUUUUAGGGAAUAGAACUCACCAUGUUUCCGUUUUAGGGAGUAGAACCCACCAUGUUUCCAUUUAAGGAAUAGAACCCACCAUGUUUCCAUUUUAGGGAAUAGAACCCACCAUGUUUCCAUUUCAGGAAUAGAACCCACCAUGUUUCCGUUUUAGGGAAAAUAACCCACCAUGUUUACAUUUUAGGGAAUAGAACCCACCAUGUUUCCAUUAAGGAAUAUAACCCACCAUGUUUCCAUUUAAGGAAUAGAAAUCACCAGGUUUCCAUUUUUGGGAAUAUAACUCACUAUGUUUCCAUUUUAGGGAAUAUAACCCACCAUGUUUCCAUUUUAGGGAAUAUAACUCACCAUGUUUCCGUUUUAGGGAAUAGAACCCACCAUGUUUCCAUCUUAGGGAAUAGAACCCACCAUGUUCCAUUUAAGUAAUAUAACCCACCAUGUUUCCAUUUUAGGUAAAGGAACCCACCAUAUUUCCAUAUAAGGUAUUGAACCCAUCGUGUUUCCAUCUUAGGGAAUAGAACCCACCAUGUUUUCAUUUUAGAGAAUAUAAUUCACCAUGUUUCCAUUUUAGGGAAUAGAACCCACCAUGUUUCCAUUUUAGGGAAUAGAUCCCACCAUGUUUCUAUUUUUUGGAAUAGAUCCCACCAUGUUUCCCUUGUAGGGAAUAGAACCUGCCAUGUUUCCAUUUUAGGGAAUAGAACCCAUCAUGUUUCCAUUUUAUGGAAUAGAACUCACCAUGUUUCCGUUUUAGGGAGUAGAACCCACCAUGUUUCCAUUUUAUGGAAUAGAACUCACCAUGUUUCCGUUUUAGGGAGUAGAACCCACCAUGUUUCCAUUUAAGGAAUAGAACCCACCAUGUUUCCAUUUUAGGGAAUAGAACCCACCAUGUUUCCAUUUAAGGAAUAGAACCCACCAUGUUUCCAUUUUAGGGAAUAUAACUCACCAUGAUUCCAUCUUAGGGAAUAUAACCCACCAUGUUUCCAUUGUAGGGAAUUGAACCCAGCAUGUUUCCAUUUUAGGGAAUAGAACCCACCAUGUUUCCAGUUUAGGGAAUAGAACCCACCAUGUUUCCAUUGUAGGGUAUAGAACCCACCAUGUUUGGUUGUAUUUUAGGGAAUUGAACCCACCAUGUUUCCAUUAAGGAAUAGAACCCACCAUGUUUCCAUUUAAGGAAUAGAACUCACCAGGAUUCCAUUUUAGGGAAUAUAACUCACCAUGUUUCCAUCUUAGGAAAUAGAACCCACCAUGUUUCCAUUUGAGGGAAUAUAACUCACCAUGUUUCCAUUUUAGGUAAUAGAACCCACCAUGUUUCUAUUAAGCAAGAGAACCCAUCAUGUUUCCAUUUUAGGGAAUCAAACCCACCAUGUUUCCAUUUUAGGGAAUAGAUCCCACCAUGUCUCCAUUUUAGGGAAGAGAACCCACCAUGUUUCCAUUGUAGGGAAUAGAACCCGCCAUGUUUCCAUCUUAGGGAAUAUAACCCAUCAUAUUUGCAUUUUAGAGAAUAGAUCCCACCAUGUUUCCAUUUUAGGGAAUAGAACCCACCAUGUUUCCAUUUAAGGAAUAUAAUCCACUAUGUUUCUGUUUUAGGGAAUAGAACUCACCAUGUUUCCAUCUUAGGGAAUAGAACCCACAAUGUUUCCAUUUUAUGGAAUGUAACCCACCAUGUUUCUGUUUUAGGGAAUAGAAUCCACCAUGUUUCCAUUUUAAGGAAUAGAACCCACCAUGUUUCCAUGUAAGGAAAAUAACCCACCAUGUUUCCAUUUUAGGUAAAGGAACCCACCUUAUUUCCAUAUAAGGAAUAGAACCCGUCAUGUUUCCAUUUUAGGGAAUAUAACUCACCAUGUUUCCAUUUUAGGGAAUAGAGCUCACCAUGUUUCCAUUUUAUGGAAUAUAUCUCAACAUGUUUCCAUUUUAGGGAAUAGAAUCCACCAUGUUUCCAUUUUAGGGAAUAUAUCCCACCAUGUUUCCAUUUAAGGAAUAGAACCCACCAUGUUUCCAUUUUAGGGAAAAUAACAAACCAUGUUUCCAGUUUAGGGAAUAGAACCUGCCAUGUUUCCAUUUUAGGAAAUAGAACCCACCAUGUUUCCAUUUUAGGGAAUAGAACUCACCAUGUUUCCGUUUUAGGGAGUAGAACCCACCAUGUUUCCAUUUAAGGAAUAGAACCCACCAUGUUUCCAUUUUAGGGAAUAUAACCCACCAUGUUUCCAUUUCAGGAAUAGAACCCACUAUGUUUCAGUUUUAGGGAAAAUAACCCACCAUGUUUCCAUUUUAGGGAAUAGAACCCACCAUGUUUCCAUUUUAGGGAAUAGAUCCCACCAUGUUUCCAUUUUAGGGAAUAGAACCCACCAUGUUUCUAUUUUAGGGACUAGAACCCACCAUGUUUCCAUUAAGGAAUAGAACCCACCAUGUUUCCAUUUAAAGAAUAGAACUCACCAGGAUUCCAUUUUAGGGAAUAGAACUCACCAUGUUUCCAUCUUAGGGAAUAGAAUCCACCAUGUUUCCAUUUUAGGGAAUAUAUCCCACCAUGUUUCUAUUUUUUGGAAUAGAUCCCACCAUGUUUCCCUUUUAGGGAGUAGAACCUGCCAUGUUUCCAUUUUACGGAAAAUAACAAACCAUGUUUCCAGUUUAGGGAAUAGAACCUGCCAUGUUUCCAUUUUAGGAAAUAGAACCCACCAUGUUUCCAUUUUAGGGAAUAGAACUCACCAUGUUUCCGUUUUAAGGAGUAGAACCCACCAUGUUUCCAUUUAAGGAAUAGAACCCACCAUGUUUCCAUUUUAGGGAAUAGAACCCACCAUGUUUCCAUUUCAGGAAUAGAACCCACUAUGUUUCAGUUUUAGGGAAAAUAACCCACCAUGUUUCCAUUUUAGGGAAUAGAACCCACCAUGUUUCCAUUUUAGGGAAUAGAUCCCACCAUGUUUCCAUUUUAGGGAAUAGAACCCACCAUGUUUCUAUUUUAGGGACUAGAACCCACCAUGUUUCCAUUAAGGAAUAGAACCCACCAUGUUUCCAUUUUAAAGAAUAGAACUCACCAGGAUUCCAUUUUAGGGAAUAGAACUCACCAUGUUUCCAUCUUAGGGAAUAGAACCCACCAUGUUUCCAUUGUAGGGAAUAGAACCCACCAUGUUUCCAUUGUAGGGAAUAGAACCCACCAUGUUUCCAUUUUAGGGAAUAAAACCCACCAUGUUUGGUUGUAUUUUAGGGAAUUGAACCCACCAUGUUUCCAUUUUAGGGAAUAGAACCCACCAUGUUUCCAUUUUAGGGAAUAGAACCCACCAUGUUUCCAUUUUAGAGAAUAGAACCCACCAUGUUUGCAUUUUAGGGAAUUGAACCCACCAUGUUUCCAUUUUAGGGAAUAUAACCCACCAUGUUUCCAUUUUAUGGAAUAGAACACACCAUGUUUCCAUUUUAUGGAAUAGAACACACCAUGUUUCCAUUUUAGGAAAUAGAACCCACCAUGUUUUCAUUUAAGGAAUAUAACCCACCAUGUUUCCAUCUUAGGGAAUAGAACCCACCAUAUUUCUGUUUUAGGGAAUAGAACCCACCAUGUUUCCAUUUUAGGCAAUAGAUCCCACCAUUUUUCCAUUUUAGGGAAUAGAACCCACCAUGUUUCCAUUUUAGGGAAUAGAACCCACCAUGUUUCUAUUUUAGGGACUAGAACCCACCAUGUUUCCAUUAAGGAAUAGAACCCACCAUGUUUCCAUUUAAGGAAUAUAACUCACCAGGAUUCCAUUUUAGGGAAUAGAACUCACCAUGUUUCCAUCUUAGGGAAUAUAACCCACCAUGUUUCCAUUUUAGGGAAUAGAACCCACCAUGUUUCCAGUUUAGGGAAUAGAACCCACCAUGUUUCCAUUGUAGGGAAUAGAACUCACCAUGUUUCCAUUUUAGGGAGUAGAACCCACCAUGUUUCCAUUUUAGGGAAUAGAACCCACAAUGUUUGGUUGUAGUUUAGGGAAUUGAACCCACCAUGUUUCUAGUUUAGGGAAUAUAACCCACCAUGUUUCCAUUUUAGGGAAUUGAACCCACCAUGUUUCCAUUUUAGGGAAUAUAACCCACCAUGUUUCCAUUUUAUGGAAUAGAACCCACCAUGUUUCCAUUUUAGGGAAUAGAACCCACCAUGUUUUCAUUUAAGGAAUAGAACCCACCAUGUUUCCAUCUUUGGGAAUAGAACCCACCAUGUUUCUGUUUUAGGGAAUAGAACCCACCAUGUUUCCAUUUUAGGGAAUAGAUCCCACCAUUUUUCCAUUUUAGGGAAUAGAACCCACCAUGUUUCCAUUUUAGGGAAUAGAACCCACCAUGUUUCUAUUUUAGGGACUAGAACCCACCAUGUUUCCAUUAAGGAAUAGAACCCACCAUGUUUCCAUUUAAGGAAUAGAACUCACCAGGAUUCCAUUUUAGGGAAUAUAACUCACCAUGUUUCCAUCUUAGGAAAUAGAACCCACCAUGUUUCCAUUUGAGGGAAUAUAACUCACCAUGUUUCCAUUUUAGGUAAUAGAACCCACCAUGUUUCUAUUAAGCAAGAGAACGCAUCAUGUUUCCAUUUUAGGGAAUCAAACCCACCAUGUUUCCAUUUUAGGGAAUAGAUCCCACCAUGUCUCCAUUUUAGGGAAGAGAACCCACCAUGUUUCCAUUGUAGGGAAUAGAACCCGCCAUGUUUCCAUCUUAGGGAAUAUAACCCAUCAUAUUUGCAUUUUAGGGAAUAGAUCCCACCAUGUUUCCAUUUUAGGGAAUAGAACCCACCAUGUUUCCAUUUAAGGAAUAUAAUCCACUAUGUUUCUGUUUUAGGGAAUAGAACUCACCAUGUUUCCAUCUUAGGGAAUAGAACCCACAAUGUUUCCAUUUUAUGGAAUGUAACCCACCAUGUUUCUGUUUUAGGGAAUAGAAUCCACCAUGUUUCCAUUUUAAGGAAUAGAACCCACCAUGUUUCCAUGUAAGGAAAAUAACCCACCAUGUUUCCAUUUUAUGGAAUGUAACCCACCAUGUUUCUGUUUUAGGGAAUAGAAUCCACCAUGUUUCCAUUUUAAGGAAUAGAACCCACCAUGUUUCCAUGUAAGGAAAAUAACCCACCAUGUUUCCAUUUUAGGGAAUAGAACCCACCAUGUUUCCAUUUUAGGGAAUAGAACCCACCAUGUUUCUAUUUUAGGUACUAGAACCCACCAUGUUUCCAUUAAGGAAUAGAACCCACCAUGUUUCCAUUUAAGGAAUAUAACUCACCAGGAUUACAUUUUAGGGAAUAGAACUCACCAUGUUUCCAUCUUAGGGAAUAUAACCCACCAUGUUUCCAUUUUAGGGAAUAGAACACACCAUGUUUCCAGUUUAGGGAAUAGAACCCACCAUGUUUCCAUUGUAGGGAAUAGAACCCACCAUGUUUCCAUUUUAGGGAGUAGAACCCACCAUGUUUCCAUUUUAGGGAAUAGAACCCACAAUGUUUGGUUGUAGUUUAGGGAAUUGAACCCACCAUGUUUCUAGUUUAGGGAAUAUAACCCACCAUGUUUCCAUUUUAGGGAAUAGAACCCACCAUGUUUCCAUUUAAGGAAUAUAAUCCACUAUGUUUCUGUUUUAGGGAAUAGAACUCACCAUGUUUCCAUCUUAGGGAAUGUAACCCACCAUGUUUCUGUUUUAGGGAAUAGAAUCCACCAUGUUUCCAUUUUAAGGAAUAGAACCCACCAUGUUUCCAUUUUAUGGAAUGUAACUCACCAUGUUUCCAUCUUAGGGAAUAGAACCCACAAUGUUUCCAUUUUAUGGAAUGUAACCCACCAUGUUUCUGUUUUAGGGAAUAGAAUCCACCAUGUUUCCAUUUUAAGGAAUAGAACCCACCAUGUUUCCAUGUAAGGAAAAUAACCCACCAUGUUUCCAUUUUAGGUAAAGGAACCCACCUUAUUUCCAUAUAAGGAAUAGAACCCGUCAUGUUUCCAUUUUAGGGAAUAUAACUCACCAUGUUUCCAUUUUAGGGAAUAGAGCUCACCAUGUUUCCAUUUUAUGGAAUAUAUCUCAACAUGUUUCCAUUUUAGGGAAUAGAAUCCACCAUGUUUCCAUUUUAGGGAAUAUAUCCCACCAUGUUUCUAUUUUUUGGAAUAGAUCCCACCACGUUUCCCUUUUAGGGAGUAGAACCUGCCAUGUUUCCAUUUUACGGAAAAUAACAAACCAUGUUUCCAGUUUAGGGAAUAGAACCUGCCAUGUUUCCAUUUUAGGAAAUAGAACCCACCAUGUUUCCAUUUUAGGGAACAGAACUCACCAUGUUUCCGUUUUAGGGAGUAGAACCCACCAUGUUUCCAUUUAAGGAAUAGAACCCACCAUGUUUCCAUUUUAGGGAAUAGAACCCACCAUGUUUCCAUUUCAGGAAUAGAACCCACUAUGUUUCAGUUUUAGGGAAAAUAACCCACCAUGUUUCCAUUUUAGGGAAUAGAACCCACCAUGUUUCCAUUUUAGGGAAUAGAUCCCACCAUGUUUCCAUUUUAGGGAAUAGAACCCACCAUGUUUCUAUUUUAGGGACUAGAACCCACCAUGUUUCCAUUAAGGAAUAGAACCCACCAUGUUUCCAUUUAAAGAAUAGAACUCACCAGGAUUCCAUUUUAGGGAAUAGAACUCACCAUGUUUCCAUCUUAGGGAAUAGAACCCACCAUGUUUCCAUUGUAGGGAAUAGAACCCACCAUGUUUCCAUUGUAGGGAAUAGAACCCACCAUGUUUCCAUUUUAGGGAAUAAAACACACCAUGUUUGGUUGUAUUUUAGGGAAUUGAACCCACCAUGUUUCCAUUUUAGGGAAUAGAACCUGCCAUGUUUCCAUUUAAGGAAUAGAACCCACCAUGUUUCCAUUUUAGGGAAUAGAACCCACCAUGUUUCCAUUUCAGGAAUAGAACCCACCAUGUUUCAGUUUUAGGGAAAAUAACCCACCAUGUUUCCAUUUUAGGGAAUAGAACCCACCAUGUUUCCAUUUUAGGGAAUAGAUCCCACCAUGUUUCCAUUUUAGGGAAUAGAACCCACCAUGUUUCUAUUUUAGGGACUAGAACCCACCAUGUUUCCAUUAAGGAAUAGAACCCACCAUGUUUCCAGUUAAAGAAUAGAACUCACCAGGAUUCCAUUUUAGGGAAUAGAACUCACCAUGUUUCCAUCUUAGGGAAUAGAACCCACCAUGUUUCCAUUGUAGGGAAUAGAACCCACCAUGUUUCCAUUGUAGGGAAUAGAACCCACCAUGUUUCCAUUUUAGGGAAUAAAACACACCAUGUUUGGUUGUAUUUUAGGGAAUUGAACCCACCAUGUUUCCAUUUUAGGGAAUAGAACCUGCCAUGUUUCCAUUUAAGGAAUAGAACCCACCAUGUUUCCAUUUUAGGGAAUAGAACCCACCAUGUUUCCAUUUCAGGAAUAGAACCCACUAUGUUUCAGUUUUAGGGAAAAUAACCCACCAUGUUUCCAUUUUAGGGAAUAGAACCCACCAUGUUUCCAUUUUAGGGAAUAGAUCCCACCAUGUUUCCAUUUUAGGGAAUAGAACCCACCAUGUUUCCAUUGUAGGGAAUAGAACCCACCAUGUUUCCAUUUUAGGGAAUAAAACCCACCAUGUUUGGUUGUAUUUUAGGGAAUAGAUCCCACCAUGUUUCCAUUUUAGGGAAUAGAACCCACCAUGUUUCCAUUGUAGGGAAUAGAACCCACCAUGUUUCCAUUUUAGGGAAUAAAACCCACCAUGUUUGGUUGUAUUUUAGGGAAUUGAACCCACCAUGUUUCCAUUUUAGGGAAUAGAACCCACCAUGUUUCUAUUUUAGGGACUAGAACCCACCAUGUUUCCAUUAAGGAAUAGAACCCACCAUGUUUCCAUUUAAAGAAUAGAACUCACCAGGAUUCCAUUUUAGGGAAUAGAACUCACCAUGUUUCCAUCUUAGGGAAUAGAACUCACCAUGUUUCCAUCUUAGGGAAUAGAACCCACCAUGUUUCCAUUGCAGGGAAUAGAACCCACCAUGUUUCCAUUGUAGGGAAUAGAACCCAACAUGUUUCCAUUUUAGGGAAUAAAACCCACCAUGUUUGGUUGUAUUUUAGGGAAUUGAACCCACCAUGUUUCCAUUUUAGGGAAUAGAACCCACCAUGUUUCCAUUUUAGGGAAUAGAACCCAUCAUGUUUCCAUUUUAGAGAAUAGAACCCACCAUGUUUGCAUUUUAGGGAAUUGAACCCACCAUGUUUCCAUUUUAGGGAAUAUAACCCACCAUGUUUCCAUUUUAUGGAAUAGAACACACCAUGUUUCCAUUUUAUGGAAUAGAACACACCAUGUUUCCAUUUUAGGAAAUAGAACCCACCAUGUUUCCAUUUAAGGAAUAUAACCCACCAUGUUUCCAUCUUAGGGAAUAGAACCCACCAUAUUUCCAUUUUAGGCAAUAGAUCCCACCAUUUUUCCAUUUUAGGGAAUAGAACCCACCAUGUUUCCAUUUUAGGGAAUAGAACCCACCAUGUUUCUAUUUUAGGUACUAGAACCCACCAUGUUUCCAUUAAGGAAUAGAACCCACCAUGUUUCCAUUUAAGGAAUAUAACUCACCAGGAUUACAUUUUAGGGAAUAGAACUCACCAUGUUUCCAUCUUAGGGAAUAUAACCCACCAUGUUUCCAUUUUAGGGAAUAGAACACACCAUGUUUCCAGUUUAGGGAAUAGAACCCACCAUGUUUCCAUUGUAGGGAAUAGAACCCACCAUGUUUCCAUUUUAGGGAGUAGAACCCACCAUGUUUCCAUUUUAGGGAAUAGAACCCACAAUGUUUGGUUGUAGUUUAGGGAAUUGAACCCACCAUGUUUCUAGUUUAGGGAAUAUAACUCACCAUGUUUCCAUUUUAGGGAAUAGAACCCACCAUGUUUCUAUUUUAGGGACUAGAACCCACCAUGUUUCCAUUAAGGAAUAGAACCCACCAUGUUUCCAUUUAAGGAAUAGAACUCACCAGGAUUCCAUUUUAGGGAAUAUAACUCACCAUGUUUCCAUCUUAGGGAAUAUAACUCACCAUGUUUCCAUUGUAGGGAAUAGAACCGACCAUGUUUCCAUUGUAGGGAAUAGAACCCACCAUGUUUCCAGUUUAGGGAAUAGAACCCACCAUGUUUCCAUUGUAGGGAAUAGAACCCACCAUGUUUCCAUUUUAGGGAAUAGAACCCACCAUGUUUGGUUGUAUUUUAGGGAAUUGAACACAUCAUGUUUCCAGUUUAGUGAAUAUAACCCACCAUGUUUCCAUUUUAGGGAAUAGAACCCACCAUGUUUGCAUUUUAGGGAAUUGAACCCACCAUGUUUCCAUUUUAGGGAAUAUAACCCACCAUGUUUCCAUUUUAUGGAAUAGAACCCACCAUGUUUCCAUUUUAGGGAAUAGAACCCACCAUGUUUCCAUCUUAUGGAAUAGAACCCACCAUGUUUCUGUUUUAGGGAAUAGAACCGACAAUGUUUCCAUUUUAGGGAAUAGAUCCCACCAUUUUUCCAUUUUAGGGAAUAGAACCCACCAUGUUUCCAUUUUAGGGAAUAUAACUCACCAUGUUUCCAUCUUACGAAAUAUAACCCACCAUGUUUCCAUUGUAGGGAAUUGAACCCACCAUGUUUCCAUUUUAGGGAAUAGAACCCACCAUGUUUCCAGUUUAGGGAAUAGAACCCACCAUGUUUCCAUUGUAGGGAAUAGAACCCACCAUGUUUGGUUGUAUUUUAGGGAAUUGAACCCACCAUGUUUCCAUGUUAGGGAAUAUAACCCACCAUGUUUCCAUUUUAGGGAAUAGAACCCACCAUGUUUCCAUUUUAUGGAAUAGAACCCACCAUGUUUGCAUUUUAAGGAAUUGAACCCACCAUGUUUCCAUUUUAGGGAAUAUAACCCACCAUGUUUCCAUUUUAUGGAAUAGAACCCACCAUGUUUCCAUUUUAGGGAAUAGAACCCACCAUGUUUUCAUUUAAGGAAUAGAACCCACCAUGUUUCCAUCUUAGGGAAUAGAACCCACCAUGUUUCUGUUUUAGGAAAUAGAACCCACCAUGUUUCCAUUUUAGGGAAUAGAACUCACCAUGUUUCCGUUUUAGGGAGUAGAACCCACCAUGUUUCCAUUUAAGGAAUAGAACCCACCAUGUUUCCAUUUUAGGGAAUAGAACCCACCAUGUUUCCAUUUCAGGAAUAGAACCCACCAUGUUUCCGUUUUAGGGAAAAUAACCCACCAUGUUUACAUUUUAGGGAAUAGAACCCACCAUGUUUCCAUUAAGGAAUAUAACCCACCAUGUUUCCAUUUAAGGAAUAGAAAUCACCAGGUUUCCAUUUUUGGGAAUAUAACUCACUAUGUUUCCAUUUUAGGGAAUAUAACCCACCAUGUUUCCAUUUUAGGGAAUAUAACUCACCAUGUUUCCGUUUUAGGGAAUAGAACCCACCAUGUUUCCAUCUUAGGGAAUAGAACCCACCAUGUUCCAUUUAAGUAAUAUAACCCACCAUGUUUCCAUUUUAGGUAAAGGAACCCACCAUAUUUCCAUAUAAGGUAUUGAACCCAUCGUGUUUCCAUCUUAGGGAAUAGAACCCACCAUGUUUUCAUUUUAGAGAAUAUAAUUCACCAUGUUUCCAUUUUAGGGAAUAGAACCCACCUUGUUUCCAUUUUAGGGAAUAGAUCCCACCAUGUUUCUAUUUUUUGGAAUAGAUCCCACCAUGUUUCCCUUGUAGGGAAUAGAACCUGCCAUGUUUCCAUUUUAGGGAAUAGAACCCAUCAUGUUUCCAUUUUAUGGAAUAGAACUCACCAUGUUUCCGUUUUAGGGAGUAGAACCCACCAUGUUUCCAUUUUAUGGAAUAGAACUCACCAUGUUUCCGUUUUAGGGAGUAGAACCCACCAUGUUUCCAUUUAAGGAAUAGAACCCACCAUGUUUCCAUUUUAGGGAAUAGAACCCACCAUGUUUCCAUUUCAGGAAUAGAACCCACUAUGUUUCAGUGUUUUUCCAUUUUAGGGAAUAGAACCCACCAUGUUUCCAUUUUAGGGAAUAUAACUCACCAUGUUUCCAUCUUAGGGAAUAUAACCCACCAUGUUUCCAUUGUAGGGAAUUGAACCCACCAUGUUUCCAUUUUAGGGAAUAGAACCCACCAUGUUUCCAGUUUAGGGAAUAGAACCCACCAUGUUUCCAUUGUAGGGAAUAGAACCCACCAUGUUUGGUUGUAUUUUAGGGAAUUGAACCCACCAUGUUUCCAUGUUAGGGAAUAUAACCCACCAUGUUUCCAUUUUAGGGAAUAGAACCCAUCAUGUUUCCAUUUUAGGGAAUAGAACCCACCAUGUUUGCAUUUUAGGGAAUUGAACCCACCAUGUUUCCAUUUUAGGGAAUAUAACCCACCAUGUUUCCAUUUUAUGGAAUAGAACCCACCAUGUUUCCAUUUUAGGGAAUAGAACCCACCAUGUUUUCAUUUAAGGAAUAGAACCCACCAUGUUUCCAUCUUAGGGAAUAGAACCCACCAUUUUUCUGUUUUAGGAAAUAGAACCCACCAUGUUUCCAUUUUAGGGAAUAGAACUCACCAUGUUUCCGUUUUAGGGAGUAGAACCCACCAUGUUUCCAUUUAAGGAAUAGAACCCACCAUGUUUCCAUUUUAGGGAAUAGAACCCACCAUCUUUCCAUUUCAGGAAUAGAACCCACCAUGUUUCCGUUUUAGGGAAAAUAACCCACCAUGUUUACAUUUUAGGGAAUAGAACCCACCAUGUUUCCAUUAAGGAAUAUAACCCACCAUAUUUCCAUUUAAGGAAUAGAACUCACCAGGUUUCCAUUUUUGGGAAUAUAACACACCAUGUUUCCAUUUUAGGGAAUAUAACUCACCAUGUUUCCGUUUUAGGGAAUAGAACCCACCAUGUUUCCAUCUUAGGGAAUAGAACCCACCAUGUUCCAUUUAAGUAACAGAACCCACCAUGUUUCCAUUUUAGGUAAAGGAACCCACCAUAUUUCCAUAUAAGGUAUAGAACCCAUCGUGUUUCCAUCUUAGGGAAUAAAACCCACCAUGUUUUCAUUUUAGAGAAUAUAAUUCACCAUGUUUCCAUUUUAGGGAAUAGAACCCACCAUGUUUCCAUUUUAGGGAAUAGAUCCCACCAUGUUUCCCUUGUAGGGAAUAGAACCUGCCAUGUUUCCAUUUUAGGGAAUAGAACCCACCAUGUUUCCAUUUUAUGGAAUAGAACUCACCAUGUUUCCGUUUUAGGAAGUAGAACCCACCAUGUUUCCAUUUUAUGGAAUAGAACUCACCAUGUUUCUGUUUUAGGGAGUAGAACCCACCAUGUUUCCAUUUAAGGAAUAGAACCCACCAUGUUUCCAUUUUAGGGAAUAGAACCCACCAUGUUUCCAUUUAAGGAAUAGAACCCACCAUGUUUCCGUUUUAGGGAAAAUAACCCACCAUGUUUCCAUUUUAGGGAAUAGAACCCACCAUGUUUCCAUUAAGGAAUAUAACCCACCAUGUUUCCAUUUAAGGAAUAUAACUCACCAGGUUUCCAUUUUAGGGAAUAUAACUCACUGUGUUCCCAUUUUAGGGAAUAUAACCCACCAUGUUUCCAUUUUAGGGAAUAUAACUCACCAUGUUUCUAUCUUAGGGGAUAGAACUCACCAUGUUUAAAUUUUAGGGAAUAUAACUCACCAUGUUUCCAUUUUUGGCAAUAGAACCCACCAUGUUUCUAUUAAGCAAUAUAACCCACCAUGUUUUCAUUUUAGAGAAUAGAACCCACCAUGUUUCCAUUUUAGGGAACAGAUCCCACUGUAUUUCCAUUUUAGGGAAGAGAACCCACCAUGUUUCCAUUUUAGGGAAUAGAUCCCACCAUGUUUCCAUUUUAUGGAAUAGAACCCACCAUGUUUGCAUUUUAGGGAAUAUAACUCACCUUGUUUCCAUUGUAGGGAAUAGAACCCGCCAUGUUUCCAUCUCAGGGAAUAUAACCCACCAUAUUUGCAUUUUAGGGAAUAGAUACCACCAUGUUUCCAUUUUAGGAAAUAGAACCCAUCAUGUUUCCAUUUAAGGAAUAUAAUCCACCAUGUUUCUGUUUUAUGGAAUAGAACCCACCAUGUUUCCGUUUUAGGGAAUAGAACCCACCAUGUUUCCAUUUUAUGGAAUAUAACCCACCAUAUUUCCAUUUUAGGGAAUAUAACCCACCAUGUUUGUUUGCAUUUUAGGGAAUAGAUCCGACCAUGUUUCCGUUUUAGGGAAUAUAUCCCACCAUGUUUCCAUUUUAGGGAAUAGAACCCACCAUUUUUCCAUUUAAGGAAGAGAACUCACCAUGUUUAAAUUUUAGGGAAUAUAACUCACCAUGUUUCCAUUUUAGGGAAUAUAACCCACCAUGUUUGCAUUUUAUGGAAUAUAACCCACCAUUUUUCAAUUUUAGGGAAUAGAAACCACCAUGUUCCCAUUUAAGGAAUAGAACCCACCAUGUUUCCAUUUUAGGUAAAGGAACCCACCAUAUUUCCAUAUAAAGAAUAGAACCCAUCGUGUUUCCAUUUUAGGGAAUAUAACUCACCAUGUUUCCAUCUUAAGCAAUAGAACCCACCAUGUUUUCAUUUUAGGGAAUAGUACCCGCCAUGUUUCCAUCUUAGGGAAUAUAACACACCAUAUUUGCAUUUUAGGGAAUAGAACCCACCAUAUUUCCAUUUUAGGGAAUAAAACCCACCAUGUUUCCGUUGUAGGAAAUAGAACCCACCAUGUUUCCAUUGUAUUGAUUAUAACCCACCAUGUUUCUGUUUAAGGGAAUAGAUCCCACCAUGUUUCCAUUGUAGGGAAUAGAACCCACCAUGUUUCCAUUUUAGGGAAUAGAACCCACCAUGUUUGCAUUUUAGGAAAUAGAACCCACCAUGUUUCCAGUUUAGGGAAUAGAACCCACCAUGUUACCAUUGUAGGGAAUAGAACCCACCAUGUUUCCAGUUUAGGGAAUAGAACCCACCAUGUUUGAAUUUUAGGGAAUAGAACCCACCAUGUUUCUAUUUGUGCAACCACUGGAAAGUGGGAUAUACUGCCCCUUUAAUUCUAAUGCAAAGAACGAUUGGUACAUUUAUAUGUUAAUUAUUAUUUUAUAUGAUAUUUUAUGGGAGUAUAUGGAAUCCAGGUGAUGAGAAAUAAUAAUUGAUCAACAUACAUGGUCGCUUAACAUAUCGAUGUUAAUGAUAAUUUUUUUCAGCUGUUUCUGGCUUCUUUGUGUUUUGCCUAUUUUGCCAAAGCUUUCUCAGGAAGUUACAUGAAAAGCUCCAUUACUCAGAUUGAGAGACGUUUUGACCUUUCCUCGUCCAUCGUGGGAAUUAUUGAUGGGAGUUUCGAAUUUGGUAAUUUUAUUCUAUAUGGAUUAUUUCACAAACAUUCCCAUUAUACAACCAUUACUAAUCACCAUCCAUUUCUUUUUGCAGGUAAUUUACUAGUGCUAGUGUUGGUCAGUUAUUUUGGAGCCAAAUUUCACCGGCCACGGAUAAUUGCUGGUGGCUGCCUUGUGAUGACAGUAGGAAGUCUGAUGACUGCUUUGCCUCAUUUUUUCAUGGGACCGUAAGUCAUGUCUGUCACAGUGACAAACAGACACAAGUGGCAAACAGAGAUACGCAUAUAUAGACAAAGGGUGUCACAGAGACAAACAUAUACAGACACAAUGAUACACAGAUACAGACACAGUGACAGAGAUACACAUAUGUAGACUAAGUAACAAACAUAGACAUACACAUACUGACAAAUUGAUACACAGAGGCACACAUACAGACACAGUGACAAAUAAAGGUGCACACGGUGAUACACAGAGACAUACAUAUAAAUACAUAGUGACAUAUAUACACACAAUUAAUCACAGAGACAUACAUAUACAGACACAGUGAUACACAGAGACAUACAUUUAAAGACACAGUGACACACAGAAACACAUAUAUACACAGUGAAUCACAGAGACAUACAUAGACAGACACAGUGAUACACAGAGACAUACAUAUAAAGACACAGUGACACACAGAGACACAUAUAUACACAGUGAAUCACAGAGACACACAUAGACAGACACAGUGAUAUACAGAGGUUUACAUAUAAAGACACAGUGACACACAGAGACACAUAUAUACACAGUGAAUCACAGAGACAUACAUAGACAGACACAGUGACACACAGAGACAUACAUAUACAUACAUAGUGAUAUACUGACACAUUGGAAACAGAGAUAUAAGACAAAAUGAGAUGGACACAUAUACAGACACAGUGACAAAAAGCGACAUAUAUACAGUGACAAACAUAUAAUUAUAUACAGACACAGUGAUCUAAUGAUAUGUAUUUAUAUCAGUGAUUUGAGGAAUGUUAUAUGUGUUUUAUUUCAGCUAUAAAUAUGAAGCUGUGAGUUCACAUACUGUGUCACGGAGUAAUGUUUCCCUCAGUUUUUCCCCAUGUCUGGAUAAUCAAACGUUUAUUGAAAACAGCCAAGGAGGUAAUAAGGCUUUCAGUAUCAUGUCUGGGUUAUUUAUUGCCGAUUUAUCUGACUGUAGGAAUAUUAAUAGUGGUAAAUCUGACAAACUCCGUGCUAGAGAACACAACCCCCCCCAUCUCUGAUAACUGUUUGUGGGCCUGUAAGUCCCAAUAUCAGCCAUGGAAACAGUAAAUGGCGGCAGACACCAAUAGUGGACGAGCUCCCCCAUGGCCUAAUGAGGGCAACAUUUAAUGUUUGAUUUGACUUAUCUAUAAACAAGGCCUCUCUUGCCUGGUCAGACAUCAGUCAGUACUUGUGUGCAGCUAGCCAUGUUUAAAGGGAAUUGAGACGGCAGGAAAUAUGGGGCCCGGGGAAAAGCGAGGAAUCAAAAGUUUGUCCUUUAUUACAUUCUCCAACUCCUUCUCUUCCUUAUCCUCUUCUCUUCUUUUUUGUCCAUCUCUCCUUUAUCGUCCUUCUCUAGUUUAUCCUCCUUCUCUUCAUUAUCCUCCUUCUCUUCAUUAUUCUUCUUCUCUCCUUUACCCUACCUGUAACCUAACCUACAUAGUGCACCUUACGUGUGUGGGAGCCUGGAGUGUCCCUUUAAUAAUAUAAACCCACCCAGUAUAACUAACUGUAACCUAACCUACACAGUGCAUCUAACGUGUGUGGGAGCCUGGAGUGUCCCUUUAAUAAUAUAAACUUUCUGUAAAAACCUACACAGUGCAUCUAACGUAGCCUGGAGUGUCCCUUUAAUAAUAUAAACCUACCCACUGUAACCUAACCUACACAGUGCAUCUAACGUGUGUGGGAGCCUGGAGUGUCCCUUUAAUAAUAUAAACCCACCCAGUAUAACUAACUGUAACCUAACCUACACAGUGCAUCUAACGUGUGUGGGAGCCUGGAGUGUCCCUUUAAUAAUAUAAACCCACCCAGUAUAACUAACUGUAACCUAACAUGUGUAGCCUGGAGUGUCCCUUUAAUAAUAUAAACCCACCAGUAUAACUAACUGUAACCUAACCUACACAGUGCACCUAACGUGUGUGGGAGCCUGGAGUGUCCCUUUAAUAAUAUAAACCCACCCAGUAUAACUAACUGUAACCUAACCUACACAGUGCACCUAACGUGUGUGGGAGCCUGGAGUGUCCCUUUAAUAAUAUAAACCCACCCAGUAUAACUAACUGUAACCUAACCUACACAGUGCAUCUAACGUGUGUGGGAGCCUGGAGUGUCCCUUUAAUAAUAUAAACCCACCCAGUAUAACUAACUGUAACCUAACCUACACAGUGCAUCUAACGUGUGUGGGAGCCUGGAGUGUCCCUUUAAUAAUAUAAACCCACCCAGUAUAACUAACUGUAACCUAACCUACACAGUGCACCUAACGUGUGUGGGAGCCUGGAGUGUCCCUUUAAUAAUAUAAACCCACCCAGUAUAACUAACUGUAACCUAACCUGCACAACAGUGCACCUAACAUGUGUGGGAGCCUGGAGUGUCCCUUUAAUAAUAUAAACCCACCCAGUAUAACUAACUGUAACCUAACCUACACAGUGCACCUAACGUGUGUGGGAGCCUGGAGUGUCCCUUUAAUAAUAUAAACUUACCCAGUAUAACUAACUGUAACCUAACCUACACAGUGCAUCUAACGUGUGUGGGAGCCUGGAGUGUGGGUUUAAUAAUAUAAACCCACCCAGUAUAACUAACUGUAACCUAACCUACACAGUGCAUCUAACGUGAGUGGGAGCCUGGAGUGUCCCUUUAAUAAUAUAAACCCACCUAGUAUAACUAACUGUAACCUAACCUACACAGAGCAUCUAACGUGUGUGGGAGCCUGGAGUGUGGGUUUAAUAAUAUAAACCCACCCAGUAUAACUAACUGUAACCUAACCUACACAGUGCACCUAACGUGUGUGGGAGCCUGGAGCCUGGAUAUCCCUUUAAUAAUAUAAACCUUCCCAGUAUAACUAAUUGUAACCUAACCUACACAGUGCAUCUAACGUGUGUGGGAGCCUGGAGUGUCCCUUUAAUAAUAUAAACCUACCCAGUAUAACUGUAACCCAGCCUACACAGUGCAUCUAACGUGUGUGGGUACCUGGAGUGUCCCUUUAAUAAUAUAAACCCACCCAGUAUAACUAACUGUAACCUAACCUACACAGUGUAUCUAACGUGUGUGGGAGCCUGGAGUGUCCCUUUAAUAAUAUAAACCCACCCAGUAUAACUAACUGUAACCUAACCUACACAGUGCAUCUAACGUGUGUGGGAGCCUGGAGUGUCCCUUUAAUAAUAUAAACCCACCCAGUAUAACUAACUGUAACCUAACCUACACAGUGCAUCCUAACGUGUGUGGGAGCCUGGAGUGUCCCUUUAACAAUAUAAACCCACCCAGUAUAAUUAACUGUAUCCUAACCUACACAGUGCAUCUAACAUGUGUAGGAGCCUGGAGUAUCCCUUUAAUAAUAUAAACCCACCCAGUCUAACUAACUGUAACCUAACCUACAGAGUGCAGCUAAUGUGUGUGGGAACCUGGAGCAUCCCUUUAAUAAUAUAAACCCACCCAGGAUAACUGACUGUAACCUAACCUACAGAGUGCAUCUAACGUGUGUAGGAGCCUGGAGCGUUCCUUUAAUAAUAUAAACCCACCAAGUAUAACUAAAUGUAACCUAACCUACACAGUGCACCUAACGUGUGUGGAAGCCCAGAGUGUCCUUUUAAUAAUAUAAACUCACUCAAAAUAACUAACUGUAACCUAACCAACACAGUGCACUGUAGCGGGCCCUGGGUAACCCGGUUGGCUACCCCCGCUGUUAAUGAAGAGAGAGACCCAUUUUCCCCAGUAACUGGACGACACACAGUUCCAAAUGGCCAAAUGCGGCUUUAUUCUUUUCCCCAUGCAAGAGGGUCGUAUAACGGAACUGGAACCCCAGUCCCUUUAUCCCCUGUUCCCGCCACUCAUCCUCAGGGUUUCCCACCUCCGGUGACCAGGGGAUCUUAUGAGCUUCUGUACCUGGGAGUCCCAGCACGGGAAAGUUUCCUGCCUCUGUGACUCCAAGCCACAGAAAGCCCACCAAACCGCCUUGUCCCCAAAGAGUGUCCCCACCAAUCUCAGGGACCCCCAGAAUGGCAACCGUCACAAACUGCCUCUGUUCGCAGGGUCACUGGGUGAAAUCAGGCAAGGGAAGCGUCUCAUUAAUUACUUCCCUUGCGGUUUCAAACUUGUGUUGCAAGUUGCUAACGUUCUAAUUGAUUGGUUUGAACAAUCCAAAGGCACUGGGGAGGUUCUCAUUCGGGAACCAAACAUGGUGGGAAGCAAUCUGCGAAUGCACCCCCUGGACAGUGGUGUAUCCUGGUUUUGUGCUGCCCUAGGCAGGACAAAAAUCAGGCGCUUCCCUCCCCCCUCGCCACCCCCACCCAACCCUUCCCCCCCGCCCCACCUUCUAAAUACACACACACACACAGUCAGACACACACACACACAGUCAGACACACACACACACAAACAGUCAGAUACACACACAGUCAGACACACACACACAGUCAGACACACACACACACACAGACACACAUACACAGUCAGACACACACACACAGACACACAUACACAGUCAGACACAAACACACACACACACAGUCAGACACACACACACAGUCAGACACAAACACACACACACACACACAGUCAGACACACACACACACACAGUCAGUCAGACACACACACACAGUCAGACACAAACACACACACACACAGUCAGACACACACACACAAUCACUCACAUUAACAUUUUUUUUAACCCCCUCCCCCCCCUCCUUACCUUUGGGAAUGCUGGGGGGUUCUCUUUCUCCCUGGGGGUCCAGUGGCUGCCGGUCGGCAGUGGCUGCCGGUCGGGCUGAUGGGCUGGCUACUGGGCGCUGAUGGGCUGGCUACUCGGCUCCCAGCCUCACUCUGCAGUGCGCAAGGGAGCUGAGCAGACAGCUCAGAGGAAGAGCUCCCUCGCCAGCCGCCCGCCCGACCAUCAACCAGCGCCGCCCGCCAGCCCAGCAUGUCAGUUAGCCACAAGGCUAACUAGGCAUUUGCCCUGGGCAUUUGGGGGCGGCAUUUUUUUGCCUUGUUUGCCUCGCGGCUAAUACGUCCCUGCCCCUGGAUGGCGUUUGUCUAACGAACGGGCGCCGAGGCUUCCCUAGUGGUUUGUGAUUUUGACACCUCGUUAAGAGGUGUGAAUGUUCUAAAGCAACAUUCUAAAUGGGGUAUCGGGGUGGUCCCAUUCGGGAAGCAUAGGAAUUCAUCACUAUUACAUGGGGUGGACACUGGGGAUAGUACAUACAAUUCACGAAUGGCAGCAGUCCCGCCACAUGCACCUAAUGUAUGUAGGAGCCCGGAGUGAAACUCUUUGUUUGAAAAGUGCAGGUGUGAUAUAUGAUUCCUGAUUUGUAUGUUUUACUAUGGUCCCCUUAUCUAUCACUGUGUUAUGUUUUUCAGAUUGUACAAAGGAAAUAAAGUCUUACUGGUGGAUUUUCAUGUUAAUUGGAAAUAUGUUACGAGGCAUUGGAGAAACACCAAUCACCCCUUUGGGAGUUUCUUAUAUUGAUGAUUUUUCAAGACCAGAGAACACUGCUCUUUAUAUAGGUAAAAUAUGUGAUAGAUAAAUACAGUUGUGCUGACAAGUUUGGUAAUGUAUGUACCAUUUUAAAGAAAACAUGAGUGAGCACGCAAAACACAUUUAUUUUACUUCUUAUGGGAUUCAUAUCCAUCUGUAGGUUAUAACAGAAUGACACAAUCAUAAAACAAAACAUGGCAACAAAGAAAAAAAUGAAAUGACCCCUGUUAAAAAGUCUGCAUACCCUUAGUUCUUAAUACUGUGUAUUGCCCCCUUUAGCAUCAAUGACAGCGUGAAGUCUUUUGUAAUAGUUAUCUAUGAGGCCCCUAAUUCUUGAAGGUGGCAUUCAUCUUGGCAAAUUGCCUCCAGGUCAUGCAAAGUCUUUGGUCGUCUUGCAUGAACCGCACGUUUGAGAUCUCCCCAGAGUGGCUCAAUGUUAUUAAAGUCAGACUCCAGAACUUUCACCUUUUUCUGCUGUAACCACUGGAGGGUCAUUGUCAGGCUGGAAUGUCCAAGAGCUUCCCAUGCGCAGCCUUUGUGCAAAAGAGUAUUUUCUGAUAACAUGCUGCAUUCAUCUUGCUAUCAAUUUUCACAAGAUCCCCUGCGCCUUUAGAGCUCACACACCCCAAAACAUCAGUGAGCCACCACCAUGCUUCACAAUGGGAAUGGUACUCUUUUCACUAUAGGCCUUGUUGACCCCUCUCCAAACGUAGCGCUUAUGGUGGUGACUCCAAAUUACAGUGUGCCAGAAGCUGUGAGGCAAAUCAAGGUGUUGGGCAUAUUGAACUUUUUGGUGGCAACUUGACCAACUGAUUCACAUUUUCACCCGUGUGUGUUAACUAGUGUAUCUGUAACAAGGCCAAACAUUCAAGGGUAUGUAGACUUUUGAUCAGGCCAUUUGGGUGAUUUAAAAAGGGGGUAAUGUGAUAAUAAAUGGCUUCAUAUAAUCACUAACCUUCCAUAAAAUAAACUGUUUUGCAUGAUCAGUUAUAUUUUCAAAAUCAAUGCCAAAAUUACACAAAUUCUGCCAGGGUAUGCAGACUUGGUGGAUGGAUGGUGUAGCGGACCACGGGUAACCUGACCGGUUACCUCCACUAAUUCCUUCCUUCAGCCACUCAGGAACCACUUAUAGUAAUAUAAAGAGACCCAUUUCCCCCCAGUAACUGGAUGACACACAGUUCUGGAGGUACAACACAAUUUUAUUGAGCCACACAUGGAUUUUAUGCAUAGCCCCAUGCAAGGGGUCUUCCACUCACCCAAACAGGGGGUUAUAUCCCAGGUUCCUCCAGGGAGCCCAAGCGUGGCAACGGGGGUGGCUGUCCCUUUGUGUCCCAAAUAUCAUGUGAGGGGUUUCCCAUCCAGGACGACAGGGUGGUCUUCAUCCCAUGAUCUUCUGUGCCUGGGAGCCAAAGCGUGGGAAAAGAGAUCGUCCCUUUGUCUCCCAGGCCUUGGAGAGCCAGCCAAACUAGCCAGCGUCCCAAAAGUGUCCCCACCAACCCCAGGCGACCUCACACUGGCACAUUCUCCAGGCAAUUUCCUUUUUCUUCCUGUGCUUAAACCUGCAAGGGCAGCGUCUCCGUUUGAGGCACGAAUGCUUCCCCUGGCUGGUGUUCGUCUGUACGAAAUGGUGGCCACCCAUGGGAGCACUCAUUAAUUGGUUUCGCAAUUACGCUAGAGGUGAGAACGUUCUACUAGCGUUCUAAAUGGGAUAUUGUGGUAGUCCCCAUUCGGGAGUCGAAGGAGUUCCUUUCGUCGGAGCGCUUCUGAACGGGGAGCGGGUACAAUAGAAGAAGGUCAAGGAGAAAAAAAACCAUAUUAUAAGUAUAAAUCACCUGAACAAGCGGUGGAUCCACCACAGAUGGAUAGACAAAUAGACAGACAGAUCGAUAGGUGUCAGGACAUAUACCACUCCCGCCCCUCUGGGAGAUACCUCCAUUUUAGACAUCCUUUAGACAUUGAGUAGGAGAGAUUACAUUCCUGGAUCAGCGUUUAGUGGUUGGAGCUUUUUUAUUAGUUGCAUUUGUAAGUUUCUAAAUUUAAAUGGGAUUCAAGGAAAGCGAGAUAAGAAAACAACACAGAUAUGACAGUAAUAUCAGUGUAUGAAAUUUGGGGUGAUAGGGUGUUUAGCUUGGCUUUACUCAGAGCGAACCCUAACCCAGGGGUCGAGUCUCAGAGUCAAUUUAUGACAAGUAAUGAUAUUCUGUUUUUUCCUUUCUUGCUUUGAACAGCAUGCCUGCAUACGGUGGCAUUAUUUGGUCCAAUGACGGGCUUUAUGCUGGGGUCCUUCUGUGCCAAACUCUACGUUGACAUUGGAUUUGUAGAUCUUGGUGAGCUGCUAUAAGUGAUUACCUGUACACUUUAUAUAUUGUUUAUCUUCUUGUUAUAAAAUAAAACCUGAUAUAUAAUUUAAUUACUUAAUGUUAACCUUUGUAAUGCUACUAUAUUACAGCUAAGUGGACGCAAUUUGCUCAGCCAAUGAUUUCUGUUGAUAAACUUGUAUACAGACUAUUAAUUUUAUUAUUAUUAUUAUUAUUGGCAUUUAAAUAGCGCCAACAGAUUCCGUAGCGCUUUACAAUAUUAUGAGAGGGGGGAUUCAACUAUAAAUAGGACAAUAACAAGAAAACUUACAGCAACGAUAGGUUGAAGAGGACCCUGCUCAAACAAGCUUACAGUCUAUAGUAGGUGGGGUAUAAAACACAUUAGGACAGGGAAUAGAAGUCAAAUUAGGUGGGAGUGAGGCAGAGCUGGAGGAGAGAAUAAAGUGCUGCCCUUUAGGAGAGAGAUGGGUUUUAAGGCCCUUCUUAAAAACGAUUGCAGACUAGGGGAGAGUCUGAUGGCGGUAGGCAGGCUAUUCUAUGGGAAGGGAGCCACCCUCAGACAGAAGAACGUCACGGGCAGAGCGGAGAGACCGAGAAGGGGCAUACCUAUCGAUCUGUGAAGAGAUAUAAGAGGGGCUGGAAUUGUUCAGUGCCUUAUAGGUAUGAGUUAGUACUUUGAAUUGACUCCUAUAGGGUACAGGAAGCCAAUGUAAGGACUGGCAGAGGGGUGAGGUUUGAGAGGACUGACUAGAGAGGAAAAUCAGUGUGGUGGCAGCGUUCUUUAUGGACUGUAGCAGUGCAGUACGGCUUUUGGGAAGAUCAGGAGAGGGUUACAAUAAUUCAUGCGGGAAAUUACUAGAGCAUGGACAAGCUCCUAUGUAGCAUCUUGUGUAAGAAAGGGGCGGAUGCGGGCUAUGUUUUUAAAAUGGAAUCUACAGGAUUUGGCAACAUACUGGAUGUGAGGCUCAAAGGUGAGGCUAGAGUCAAGUAUGACGCCAAGACAGUGCGCUUGCAAGGAUGGACUUGAAGGGAAGGGAGAGCGAGAGAGAAGGAUCAGUAUAAAGAGGGGGAAAGACAAGGAUCUCAGUUUUAGAGAGAUUGAGUUUAGAAAGCGUGAGGACAUCCAGUCAGAGAUGGAAGAAAGGCAAGCAGUGACACAUUGCAGGACGGCAGGGGAGAGGUCUGGGGAGGAGAGAUAUAUCUGGGUGUCAUCAGCAUACAGGUGGUAAUGGAAUCCAAAUAAGGUAAUAAGUUUGCCAAGAGAGGCAGUAUAAAGAGAAAACAGAAGAGGACCAAGGAUAGAGCCUAGGGGGGACUCCAACCGAGACAGGACGAAGGGAGGAGGUAUCAUUAGAAAACAAGACACUGAAUGAGCGUUGGGAGAGAUGAGGAAAACCACGAAAAGACAGUCACAGAGACAGAGUGAUUGAAGAGUUUGAAUAAGGAGAGCAUGAUCAAGGGUGUCAAAGGCAGCAGAGAGGUCAAGAAGAAUUAGUAUGGAGCAGUGGCCUUUGGAUUUAGCUACGAUUAGGUCGUCAGUAACUUAGAUAAGAGCAGUCUUAGUAGAGUGGAGGAGGCAAAAGCCAGAUUGAAGAGGGCCAAGGAGAGAGUUGAAAUUGAGGAAGUGAGAUCCAUGGACAAAGACAAGUCUUUCCAGAAGCUUUGAGAAAAAAGGGAGCAGGGAUAUGGGACGAUAGUAAGAGGGGGAGAUGUUUUUUUCAGGAUAGGUACUACAGGGACAUGUUUAAGGUCAGCAGAGACAACACCAGAUGAGAGAGAGCAGUUGAAGAUGUGUGUUAAGGAAGGCACAAGACAGGGGGAGACAGAUCAGAUAAGGUGAGAUGGGACAGGAUCGAGCAAGUAGUGGGGCGAGAGGAAAGGAGAAGCACAGCCACCUCUUGUUCAGUAGCUGGGGAGAAAGUCAGAAGGGUAGGAAAGGCAUGAUCAAUGUGUGGUUGAGAAAGAGAAUGGCAAGGAGGGGAGAAAUCUUUCUUUAGCUGUUUAAUCUUGUCGGUAAAAUAGCAUGAAAAGCUAUUGGCUGUAAGGUUAGUUUGGCGAGUGGCCACAGCAGGGUGAAGAAGAGAGUAAAAGGUGUCAAAGAGACGCCUGGGAUUGCAGAGCAUGAACUAAUGAGAGAGGAAAAGUAUGACUGUGUGGCAAGGGUAAGGAUUGCACUGUAUGAACACAAUAUGAAUCUAUAAUGGAGAAAGUCUGACUGGGUGCGAGACUUCUUCCAGGAGCGUUCAGCACAACCGGAGCUUCUUUGCACAUAGCGUGUUGAUUUAGUAUGCCACGGUUGGGGGCGUGUUCUCCUCGACGUGCAUGUUUAAAAUGGGGCUGCAGCAUUCAAGGCAGAGGUGAGGGUAGUGUUAUAUGUGGAAAUGGCCAGUGAGAGACAGGAGAGGGAAGAGAUGGAUAGCAGUUGUGAAUCAAUAUCAGCUGACAGCUGCUAGAGGUCAAUAGAAUUAAGGUUCCUCCUGAGUUGAGGGGGGUUAGGCUGAAGUUGUUGAGUGAGGGGGUACUUGAGAGCAAACGAUAAGAGGUGGUGAUCAGAGAGAGGAAAUGGAGUGUUGCAGAUAUUAGAUACUGUACAUGCAUAAGAGAAAAUGAGGUCGAGGGUAUUGCCAGCUACAUGGGUGGAAGAAUUAGUCCAAUGUGAUAGCCCAAGGGAGGAAGUAAUUGAAAGUAGUUUAGAGGCUGCUGAGGUCAAAGAUGGUUAGUGGGAAUAUUGAAGUCCCUGAGAAUUAGGGAUGGAAUAUUAGAAGAGAGGAAGUAGGGUAUCCAAGCAGCAAAGUGGUCAAGGAAGAGGAGAGGAGAACUGGGGGGGCGAUAAAUAACAGCAAUGUUAGCUGAGAAAGGUUUGAAAAGGCCAAUGAAAUUAAUUUUGAAUGAUGGGAAGGAGAGGGAAGGGGUCGUGGGUAGAUGUUUGAAGGAGCACUGAAGUGGGAGGAGAAAUCCUACACCACCACCUUUACAUUCAGAGUGUCUUGGAUUGUUGGUAAGUUGAAGACCACCAAAGGAUAAAGAUGAUUGGUGUGAACAGUGUCAGAGGGGGAGAGCCAUGUUUCUGUUAAGGCUAGUAAAUUGAGGGAACGAGAGAUGAAGAGGUCGUGGACUGCAGUGGAUUUUGUAAUACUGCAAACAGAGCGUGCAUUCCAGAGGACAGUAUUGAAGGAGGAUUUAGAGGAAGAGUAAAAUGAGAUGGCUAUGAGAUUGGUAUGGUUCUUUUUACCGACUCUUGCAAAAUAUAUUAAACAUUUAAAAGAAGACAUAUUUGGUGAGAAACUUUAUUUUCCUUAUCGAUUCUCCUCUCAUCCUCUUUGAAAAAUCCCAUGUAUUCAGUGUUUACCAGUGUUUUGAGUCAGUCUGAUAAAUAUAAAUGAGGGAUGGAGUGUGGUAAGUGAUAAACACCUGUCUGUGAUCUGAUACUAACCCCACACUAUACCAGGAAAAUUAAACAUAACAUCCCCUGAGGUAUAUGAAACCCCCCAUGAGACUUUAAUGGUAUUGAGUCCUUUGGAUCUCAUUGUUAACCAAACGCCAUUCACAAUUCAAUGUCCGAAGAGAGAGUCAAUCAGCGAGGGGUGGCCUGCGGACCGUCUCCUUUCCCAGACUCUGACAUAAUAUUUAAUUGAACCAUCCCAUCUUACCACUGACUCUAAAUGGUUAAAUACCCCAUAUGAUGGCUACAAUGCCACCAACCCUUAGUCGCCAAUAAACGCCUCCCUUUAUACCUAUGGUUCUGUGAUUAUUGGUCUAGGGGUGAUUAUUGGUCUAUUGGUCAAAGCUCAUAUAUAAACUUCCCCCACACGUAUCCAGUUUAUCCGAUCAGACAUAAUAUGCUGGAAGGAAAGAGUAUUUUUUUGGCAUAGUGGCAAAUAUUUCCUGGGGUACAAUAAACCAUGUCAAUACUCAGGGAAAAAGGGGGCAAACUGGCAAUGUGGGAUCUUAUUUCAUAUCCACUAAGAGACGAGAAGCCCUGCUCUACUAACUGCUCCUCUCGGUACUAGGGACGUCUUCUGAUCCUGCUGGUUAAGAGUUUAUGAAAGGUAAAGACAUUCAGAGUAAGAGGCAGACCUGCUUCCUGACUCCAUGCUGUCUCUUCUCUUCCAGACAGUAUCACCAUCGACCCAAGAGAUACCCGUUGGGUUGGAGCCUGGUGGCUGGGAUUUCUCGUAGCUGCUGGGAUAACGCUUUUGUCUGGUAUUCCGUUUUGUUUUUUGCCGAAAAGUCUGAAAAAACAAAGUGAAGACGAUGGGAUUAUUGAGGAAAAAAUGAAAAUGAAUGAAAAUAAGGAAGAGCCCAGUAAUUCUGAGCAGCACAGAAAACUGACAAUGAAAGGUGACAUUAUUCUUCCACAAUACUGCCUGCCAAGUGAGAGCGUCAAAAUGCCGACUGGGAAAUGUUUUUGUGAUCAUUCCUGGGUGUUUAUAUUUGCAAUUAGGGUCGUGGACAUAAGGGAUAGGUUAGGGUUUGGGAGUUGGAGGUAGGAGUUUCUGCUCUCUAGAUGCUUUGGCCUGCAGCUAUCAUCACUCUCAGCCAGGCAGAGUGUGGUAUAGGAUGGCUGCUCUUUCACUGUGAUCAUAUAAAAAUGUCACCACUGUGACAAGCUCCAUGUGUGUUAUAAUGGGAAACGAGAGGUGCAGGAAGCAGUGAGUGAGGGGGAGUUUAGGAUGAUAGGGGUUAAGAUCAUGCACAUUGGCGAUGCCCUCUCUCUUGCCUGAAUCCCUCCUUGCACUGUGAGCAGGUUAGUCUUUGUAAUGUUAUGUUUUAAGGCAUUGUUCCUUUCUGUAUUUCAGGAUUUCUACUGUCAUUAAAACAGUUACUGUGCACCCCCCUGUACUCCCUCCUCCUGCUUAUGACCUUCCUUCAAAUGAACAGCUUUCUGGGGUUCAUUACGUACAAACCAAAGUACAUUGAGCAGCAAUACGGUCAGUCCAUCUCCAAGGCCAACUUUAUAACCGGUAAGUAAUGGGCACGCCUGCACAGGAGACUGAAACAUUCUUCCCACUAAAUAAUUGAGGGAUAAUUUGCGCAAUAAAAUAUAUCCCAGGUAAGCAUAAAAUCACCCAAGUUUAAUGGCAAUCCUCUACACUUACAACAAACCAAGUUAAAUAAACAAAAUAACAAAGGUGGUAGCACACACAGUGGUUAUAGUUACCUCCUGGUAUACAAUGACAAAAUCUCAUUAUCAUAGUAUAUCAUGGUGUGAAAUAUCACGUGAUACAGUGAAAUAGAGUGGUUAAUGUAUAAGCUCUCAAUCUUUACAGACUAUUGUAAAUCAGCUCUGGACUAUUCAGACAUCACAGCAACCUUUAAAUCAUGUUGGCAGUUUGAUUCAAUUGCAGGUCCACUGGAGAGUUGCUGCUGUUCCAGUUAUAUACCCACCUUGAUGGCCCCUCAGGGAUUCAACACAAUCCCAGACCGGAGGGGGAUGGCUUACAGAUAACCAUCUCCCGCCCUGGGAAAUACCAACCGUACAACAGUAAAGCACACCAUAUACAUGGGGGAACACUUAAGGGCUUCGCUCCCCGGGAAGGGAAGGGGUCACACAGGUAGAACAUAUAUUGUUGGAUAGCCCCAGGUCCCAAAUAGGAUCCCUGCAAAUAGUGGGGCUAUCAGACAAUCAGAGCCAGAGAAAUCAUUGUAUAAAGUAUGGGGCUCGAGGUUCUGUACAUCCCCUUAAUUAGUUACUCAGCGUUGCUUGGUGUAGUCCGGUUAAUUCAAACUUUGCACCUAAACCAAGCAACUGUCAGGAUUACUAGUUGAUGCAGCUCGCAGAAUUGUGUCACACUAAGGACUAAAAGUAACAUCUUACCGGGCCUUAGAAUGGCCGGACUUAACGUAUCAGAGAAUAGUCAGUAAACUUGCCGAGGUCAGGGACACAGAAGGAGACACAAAGAUGAGGGAAGCCAAAGGUCAGGGAUAACAGAAUUCAGGGAAGUCAAAACGAAGCCAAAGUCAAAAAACAGAAAUAAACGCUCAGGAACACUCUCUCGGAUAACCUACUAAGGGAAACCACGACAGGGCAAUGAAGAGAAGUAAAAAUGCGUUUAAAUAAGCCUCUUACUGAUCUGAUUGUCCGAAAUCGGCUUUUGACCCCAGAAUGUGCGUGCGCGUCUCCCGUGCGACUUUACACACACGCCGACGCUGAGCGGCACUGCCGUUAUUGUCAGAGAGGCAAUUAGCGCAGAUACCGCGUGGUGAGGAUGAAUAUGUUACAUCAACAGCCAAUGCAGAAAAAAGGCACCCUGGGUCCCUGUUACCGCAGAGGGGGCCCAGCACACUGCCUGAAAGGGAAAGUGGGGCCCGGGACUGCCAGAGCAGGCCGCCCAGGACUGCCGGGCCCGUGACAACCAUCAUGGUUGUCACCCCCUGAUGGCGGCCCUGUACAUGCGUAUAGACAUGCAUAUAGACACACACACAGCUCAUUUUUCAGCCACUCUUCUGUCUCUUACCUUUUCUUUGCAGGAGGGUGGCUGGGGCUGAUAGGAGUCGGCACGGCUCUCCCUCUUCACUGGUGCCCGCUCCUGCCACGCGGAGUGAGCUGGGAGGAAGUAACCACAGCGUUGACCGUGCCCCUAAAGAUAUAGGGCCCAUCGGGUGGCCCUUAAUGCGUGGGCCACCCGAUGGGCCCCAUCAGCGUGCGGGCCCUGGUGCAACUGCACCAGCGGCAGUUCCGUCGCUACACUUGUCACCCCUUGAUGGCGGCCCUGGAAGGUAUAUAGGUAGUAUACUACUUACAGAAACUAAAACAAUGACCUGGAGAUUAUUUGGAAUGAUCUCAACCUGAUGAUGUGCAGGAUAUCCAAGGACCCAGACAAAUUAAAAUAUAUAUAACAUUCCAAGGACUGGAUUAAAUAGUAUAAAAACAGAAAAUAUACCAGUUCAAACAGGAAUAAAAAGUCUUCACUUGACGCGUUUCACUAAAGUUUUUUGAAAUGUGAAGAAUCAAGAAGUAAUGAAGCAGAAUAUAUCAAAGACAAAUUAAGUAUUUCUUAUAUACCUAGAUAAGAUCAUUUAUAAAACGGUAUUCAUUUCAAUAUCUAUAUUCAAACUUUUUUUUUUCAAAAAUCCAUUUAUUUUUUUACUCAUUUCAUUAUCAAUAUUUUCUCCCCCUCCAAUGUUUAGUAAUCUUGUCUUAACCUAAAAAUUCGAAUUGUAUAGGAUCAAAGAUACAUUUUUCCAAAAAAUAUUUGGAUCAGUGGCGUACUACUAUAAGGGUCGGGGGGGGGUUGGAGGGCAGUCCGCCCUGGAUGCCAUUCGGGGGUGCCAUCCUCAUAACAAGAGCCGUGGUUGGGCAGUAGGAAAAGGAACGUGGGGGGCUCAAUGUCGUGCUGUCGACACGCUCCGCCCUUACCUGGUUUUGAGCAGAAGCGCAGGGACCUGCUCUGACACUCUGUGUGGGCUGUGCAGCCAUGGCGAGAGCGUCUGGAGUCUGGAUCAGUGUGGAGCAGUGAGCAGGCAAAGGAGCAGGGUGAGUGCUUGCUAAAAAAAAUUGUUUUAAUGGGUACCAAGUGUUUUUUUGUGAAGGGGGUUGCAGGGGUCUUGUAGAGAAGGGGGCAGGUUUUUUUGUAGAUGGGCAGGGGUUUUUGCAGAGAGGGACACGGGAUUUAUAGAGAGGGGCCGGGGCUUUAUAGAGAGGGGCAGGGGAUUUUGUAAAGAGGAUGCAGGGUUUUUGUAGAGGGGGGACUGGGCCGGAGUUUUGUAGAACUGGUACUGAGUAAGGGUUUUGUAGAAGACAAAAAAAACAUUAAAAAACAUGUGCCAUGAGGGGGUGCCAAACACAGGAUCUGCCCUGGGUGCCAAAUGCUUUCGGUACGCCCCUGUUUUGGACACACUGUUGUUAACAGAACUGUUCCUGAUAUUCCUAAUAUGUUAAUUUGGUCAUUGUAUUUUUGAACGGCAGGUAAUAGGAAAUUUAAUAUCAUAUAUUCUCUUAAUAAAAAGGAUUUACACUAUUUUACAUUUAAAUUAGUAAUAUUAGUGCUUUUAUAUGCAUUACACAUGCCACAGUGAAAAAAAUCCUUUUUUUGUCUUGCAGACCAAUUAGUUAAAAAGUUAUUACAAUUUCCAUUAUUUGUCUUCACAUCGCUAGAAGUUUACAUUUGUUUAAAGUGUUGUGCCCCUCUAUAAAUAAAUGUUGAUUUAAAACCUAUAUUGUCUUGAAUUUCACGUUCCUGUUGUAAAAUAUACAGAGACUCACUAUUUUGUUAAGAAUGCCUACAUUACUUGAGCAAUUAACGAAAGCAGAACUUGUUUAUUAAUAUUUUCGUCAUUUUUUCUUUAUUCUAAUAGUGGAGAUCUAUCCAUUUGACCUAUCUGAUCUAAAUCUUUUUGUAAACUUUCCUCAUCGUACCUUUUUUAAAAAAAAUAGUUUCUUUAAAACUAAAGAUUGUGAUAAAAAAUGUGAUUGAUUGUAACAGUUUCUCCGUUACCUUUGGGAUAUUGGUCAGCCAAGGUGUGACGGACCGCCUGGCACCCCGACCGGGUACCUCUGUCAAUCGCUGCUUCCUAGUAAUUCUUGAGUACCAUAAGCACCGCACCGGACACCAUAACCACCUUAAACCCCACAAACCACCACAGCUGGGUUAGAAACAUAGAAACAUAGGAUGUGACGGCAGAUAAGAACCAUUCGGCCCAUCUAGUCUGCCCAAUUUUCUAAAUACUUUCAUUAGUCCCUAGUCUUAUCUUAUAGUUAGGAUAGCCUUAUGCCUAUCCCACGCAUGCUUAAACUCCUUUACUGUGUUAACCUCUACCACUUCAGCUGGAAGGCUGCAUCCACUACCCUCUCAGUAAAGUAAUACUUCCUGAUAUUAUUUUUAAACCUUUGUCCCUCUAAUUUAAGACUAUGUCCUCUUGUUGUGGUAGUUUUUCUUCUUUUAAAUAUAGUCUCCUCCUUUACUGUGUUGAUUCCCUUUAUAUAUUUAAAUGUUUCUAUCAUAUCCCCCCUGUCUCGUCUUUCCUCCAAGCUAUACAUGUUAAGAUCCUUUAACCUUUCCUGGUAAGUUUUAUCCCACAAUCCAUGAACCAGUUUAGUAGCCCUUCUCUGAACCCUCUCUAAGGUAUCAAUAUCCUUCUGAAGAUACGGUCUCCAGUACUGCGUACAAUACUCCAAGUGAGGUCUCACCAGUGUUCUGUACAAUGGCAUGAGCACUUCCCUCUUUCUACUGCUAAUACCUCUCCCUAUACAACCAAGCAUUCUGCUAGCAUUUCCUGCUGCUCUAUUACAUUAUCUGCCUACCUUUAAGUCAUCAGAAAUAAUCACCCCUAAAUCCCUUUCCUCAUAUGUUGAGGUUAGGACUCUAUCAAAUAUUCUGUACUCUGCCCUUGGGUUUUUACGUCCAAGAUGCAUCAUCUUGCACUUAUCCACGUUAAAUGUCAGUUGCCACAAUUCUGACCAUUUUUCUAGUUUACCUAAAUCAUUUGUCAUUUGGCUUAUCCCUCCUGGAACAUCAACCCUGUUACAUAUCUUAGUAUCAUCAGCAAAAAGACAUACCUUACCAUCAAGACCUUCUGCAAUAUCACUAAUAAAAAUAUUAAAGAGAAUGGGUCCAAGUACAGAUCCCUGAGGUACCCCACUGGUGACAAGUCCAAGCUUGAAUAUAUUCCAUUAACUACAACCCUCUGUUGCCUGUCACUCAGCCACUGCCUUACCCAUUCAACAAUAUUGGAAUCCAAACUUAAAGAUUGCAGUUUAUUGAUAAACCUUCUAUGUGCAACAGUGUCAAAAGCCUUACUGAAAUCUAGGUAAGCAAGGUCUACUGCACCACCCUGAUCUAUAAUUUUAGUUACCCAAUCAAAAAAAUCAAUAAGAUUAGUUUGGCAUGAUCUCCCUGAAGUAAACCCAUGUUGUCUCUGAUCUUGAAAUCCACGUGUUUUUAGAUGUUCAUCAAUCCUAUCCUUUAACAUGGUUUCCAUCACUUUCCCCACUACUGCUGUCCUCCACCCACCCUGGACCCAAGACCAGCAUCAAGCUUCCAGUGGGUAGACUUCUCAUAUAAUAUAUAUUAUAAACCCAGGGAGUAUAAGGAGUAUAGCAAUCACCAGAGUGGGAAUAUGUUUCCCAAUCCCCCUAACAUGAGCCUAGACUUCAUGAAGGGUAAAACAAAUCUGUUUAAUGGAGAGACCUUAAAUGCAGGUCCCCAUGCAAGGGGCACUCCCCCCUGGACCUGAGAGUAGACUACAGUAAAAACAUACACACAAUUACAUUGGCUCUCAGGCCCAGGACACUCCCAUACAAAAUAGGUCAAUCCCUCCCCUGUGCCUGGGAGAUAAUUGAGUCAGCACUGGAUAAACUCAAUUAACUCCAGGCAGAGAAAACAUACAUUUUCACAAAACCCCCAAAAUACCUUUAAACACACAAAAUCCCCACAAAUGUUACAUCCCCUGAUAGCCUCAAUCUGGGUGACCAACAUAUCCAAAAAUCACCCAAAUCAGUUCAGGGGUUCAGGAAUUUCCUGGAAGUCAUAAUUUGACCGACUGCACGCAUGGUCCCAUGCCCAAAACAGUUCCAGUGAAUCAGGGCUUGCGGUUGGUCUAGUUCGGUAGUUUAAAAACCAAACAAACUACCGAACAUAGUCAAUGUUCUUACCCUGGAGCAGUGCCCUUCUAAGUUGUGUAGAACCGAAUGCAGGUGACCCUGGAAGUCCAGCAGUGUUCGGGAGUUUCAGUGUCAGAAAACCGUUCCAUGAACUCGAAGACCAAACACUGCUGCCUGUGUUCGCAGGAACAAGAUGGCCUCCACCUCAUGGUCGUUCAUGCAAACAGCGGCCACCCAGACAAACACUUAGAACACUGCAGUGGAAAGUGUAACAAACUGUCAGUUAGGCUUAACAAACUCUGGAGUGGUCUCUGGUUCGUGCGCCUGUUAGGUUCCCAAAUCAAAUAUAAAAUCCCACAAACCAAGUCUGUUCACAUAGUUUUUAAAGGGCCCACAGUCUUUUGGCAGGAGGCUGGCAAGCAGGCCUCUCCAAGAACACAUGGCAGAUGCAUUUCUGCCACACAGGGUUACUAGUGACAGCUAUCAAUAUAUACAAAACUAUUGAAAUCUACCUAUUUAAAAUGGGUCUGGGUCUUUAGAUAUUUAUUAGAAACAUAAAUAUCUAAAUCUUAAAAAAUUAAAUUCCUAUUACUUAUAUUUUAGGUUAAUUUAACCAAAUAUUGGAGUUAAGAAACAUAAAAAAUAUAUUCUAUAGACCACUUCUAUAUAAAAAAAAUUGAUGUACCUGUAAUGGGCCCUUGGUAACCCGACUGAUCACCUCCGCUAUUAAUGAAAGAAGAGACCCAUUUCCCCCAGUAAUUGGAGGACACACAGUUCCAGGGGUACAACAACCACUUUAUUGGUCACACUUGGCUUUAUACUUUCCCCAAGCGGUGGAUCACACACAAUGACAAUGUCCCCUCCCAGGGUCCUCUCCCUCCAGGAGUCGCAUAACAGAACCAGAACCCGAAUUCCUUUGUUCCCUGUUCCCGCCCACUCCAUGCCCCCUCCCAGGGUCCUCCCACUUCCCCGGGGCCUGUGCGUGUGACAGAAACUCCAGUCUUUUGGUCCCCAGUUCCCACCACCAGUUCCCACCACCAGUUCCCACCACCACCUCCGGUGGCCAGGGGGUCUUCAUUCCAUGAGCCUGUGUACCUGGGAGUCCCAGCGCGAAAAGCUUCAAGCCUCUGUGACUCCCAGCCACAGAGAGCCCGCCAAACCGCCAUUGUCCCCAAGAGAGUGUCCUUACCAAUCUCAGGGACUCUUAGAACGGUAACUGUCUCCGUUCAUGGGUCCCUGGGUGAAACCAGGCAAGGGAAGUGUCUCCGUUCAGGACACGAAUGCUCCCUCUGGCUGAUGGCUGCCUGUAUGAAUGGUGGCCAGCCAGGGAAGCACUCAUUAAUUACUUUCCUUGCGGUUUUGAAACUUAUGUUGCAAGUUGCCAACGUUCUAAUUGAUUGGUGUGAACACUCCAAGUUUGGGGAAAUGAACAGGGUGGGAAUCCAUGAAACUCCCCCUAGAUGGCAUUUAUCUAAGGAACGGGCUGCCACAGCACGCGCCGGGGCUUACCUUGCGGUUUGUGGUUUUCUCACCUCGUUACGUGGUGUGAACGUUCUAAGAGAACAUUCUAAAUUAGGUUUCUUGGUGGUCCCCGUUCGGGACAUGAACGGAACCCAUUCGCAAUGAGCUCUCUCGAAUGGGGAACAGAUAAAACACAGAAAUACAACACAAUACAGGGGAAAACACAGGGAAGAUCUCCUAGCAAUUCACAAAUAGGCAGCGGUCCCACCACAGUACCUCUUAUAGAGGACCAAUCUGCACCAAAGUCAUGGCCAUGCUUAACAAAAACAAAAAUUCACAACAGGCCAUGAAUAAAUUAACAAAACUUGGUGUGUAUUUGGUCCCCAUUGCUUUACUCCUAAUCUACAGAUAUGAUUCAUCCUGAAACCAAAAAUAAUUAUUAAUUAAAAUCAUAACUAUGCCAUGUAAAAUAAAAUUAAUUUGUGAAUCUAAACAUUUCUCUGACUGUUUAUGAAAAUAUUCAACUGCCUCACAUCCUUUUUGAUGUUCAAUAGCAGCAUAAAGGCUGGUUACAUCACAUGUGACUAAAAUACUUAAAAGACUGUUGGAGUUUUGUAGAUAGGAUGAUAAUUCCUUACUUACAGUUGUAAAUACGCAUCAAUAUAUUGGGGAACGGGAGAAAACACAGAAUUAGUGCCUUAUGCAAUAGGGCUACUUGGAGGAUUAAUCUGGUUUUAUGUAAUUUAGGUAGAACAUAAUUAACUAGAAUUCUGGGGUUUUUAUACGUAAAAAUAAAUAUUCCCCAUUAUCCAAUAUAUUACUUUCUAUACUCUUUAUAACAUUUAUAUAUCUUUGAUUUCACCUGUAGGUUUUCUAUUUAGUUUUUAUAUGUAUUAACAUCCUGUCAUUGUAGAUUAAUUUAUUGUACAUAUAUCUUUAUCUAUGAUAACCACUCCACCGCCUUUAUCUGCAGGCGGUUUAUAAUUAUUGAGGAGUCCUCUCUUGACAACUUGAGGGUCCUUUUAAUUUAUAACACAGUUUAUAUUGGUAUUUAGACAAGGGCUUACUUUAAGAGAUUUCUUCUAAACAUGCUAGUUCAAAUGCCUUCAUAAUUUGUGAUUUUAAAAAUUGAGGAUAAAAAGUCUGAUUUGUCUAUAAAUUCGUUUGUAAAAUGUGGAAUUCAUCUUCGUCCUGAUUUUUUAGUCUGGGUCGUCCUUACAUUGUUUAACUCUAAAAUCUAUUCUUUAUUAAAACGUGUUUUAAACAUAAUUUUCUAAUAAAACAGUUAAUAUCUUAAUGGACUUUAAAUGUAUUCACAGGGCAGCUAAGUGAAAAUGUAAAAACCUCUGGUAAAAACAUGCAAUUGGGUAGGGGUUGUAUUUUUCUUAGAUAGAUUAAAAACCUUUAUAUUACUGUUCAUUUACUUCUCCUUUCUAAAAACAAUUCUCCCUCCUCUUGUUCCUCUUGUUCUGACUUCCUUUACCUUACCUAUAAAAUAAAUUCAAUAAAAAAGGCACAACACGUUUCGACCUAGUGCAAACCUGAGGAAGACCUAUUGCACUAGGUCAAAACACGUUGUGCCUUUUUUAUUGAAUUUAUUUUAUAUUGGUAAAUAAAAAGUACUCGCCUUUCAUUUAUUUGGUUACCUGGUUCCUGAUUUCCAAACAGUGGACUUCUGAUACCUUCUGAGGGACCUGAUCCUAUACCUACAUACCUACAUCUGAUUCAAAGUUUAGAGCCAACUCAUAAAGGCUCUAAAUAUUGUGAGUGUUCUUAAAGAGUUACCAAUUUAAAAAAAAAAAAAAAAACAUAAAACACAGAAAGCUGUGUGUGGUGCACAGAAUUUAAAGAAAUGCCAUUACUACUCGAGGAAAGCCAUUUUGUAUGUUCUCGGUUAUUGUAAAGGUGUUGCAAGUAAAAGCAUAAAUCAAAAUGGCCGAGACACUUUCUCUUUCCUGUUUGAUUGAGGAGCAACUUGUAUGUAAAGACUGUGAAAACACUGACUACAUAUGGGGUCCCAACACACUCUGAGAACAAUAGCAGUUCAAUGUUGUUUUGUUCCAGGUAUUGAUCCUGAAUUCUGGUUUUAUAAAAAUAAUUUGUUUUUUCUUUUUCAGGGAUCUCCACCUUGCCAGCGGCUGCCCUGGGGGUCUUUUUAGGUGGCCUGAUUAUGAAGCGGUACAAGUUUGGUCUCCUCUCAGCUUCCAAGAUGUCAUUCGGAACAGGUUUUUUGGCCUUCCUCUUUUCGUUUGUGGUGUUUAUACUUGGAUGUGAAAACAGUGAUGUAGCAGGAAUUACUGUUUCAUACAAUGGGUAAGUGAAUGUGGACUAGUAACAGUGAGAAAAUGAAUCACAGGUUUUUAAACCACAGACCUGAAAUAAGAAAUUGCCUAAAAUGUAGGAGAUAUUCAAUGAAGAUUUUCAAAAUUCCAAGUAGCAUUCACUGAUGAGCCACAAUAUUAAAACCACCUGUCUAAUAUUGUGUAUGCCCUCCUUGUGCUGCCAAAACAGCUCUGAAGUGUUGAGGUAUGGACUCCACAGGACCUCUGAAUGUGUCCUGUGGUAUCUGGCAGCAAGACAUUAGCUGCAGAUCCUUUAAGUCCUGCAAGUUGCGAGGUGGGGCCUCCAUGGAUCAGAUUUGUUGUUCCUGCACAUCCCACAAAUGCUCAAUUGGAUUGGAAUCUGGGUAAUUUGGAGGCCAAGACAACACCUUGCACUCUUUGUCAUGUUCCUAAAACCAUUCCUGAAAUUUUUUUUCAGUGUGGCAGAGUGCAUUAUCCUACUGAAAGAGGCCAUAGCCAUCAGGGUACACCAUUGCCAUGAAGGGGUGUACAUGGUCUGCAACAAUCUCUAGGUAGGUGGUACAUGUCAAAGUAGCGUGAGUGCUCAGACCCAAGGUUUUCCAGCAGAACAUUGCCCAGAGCAUAAAACUACCUUCACUGACCUUCUUCUCAUAGUGCAUCCUGCUGCCAUCUCUUCCCCAGGUAACUGAUCUACACACACCCAGUAAUCCACCUUAUCUAUAACAUAGCCCCAUGCGAGCAAACUGUGAUGCACUAUAUGUCUUCUGACACAUUUCUAUCAUGGACAGCAUUACGUUUUUCAGCAAUUUGAGCUACAGUAUCUUUUCUGUGUGAGUGGACCAAACAGGAUAGCCUUUGCUCCCCACAUGAAUCAAUGAGCCUUGGCUGCCCUUGACCCUAAAUGCUGGUUCAGCGGUUGUCCUUCCUUGCACCACUUUUGGUAGGUACUAAACGUUGCACACCAGAAGCACCCCACAAGACUUGCCGUUUUGGAGAUGCUCUGACCCAGUUGUGUAGCCAUCACUGUUUGACCAAUGUCAGAGUCACUCAGAUCUUUUCACUUGCCCAUUUUUCCUGCUUCCAACACGUGAAAUUCCAAAACAGACUGUUCACUUGCUGCGAGUGAUGUCCCGAACGGUUCGCCGAACGGUUCGCCACGGAUGGCGAACAUAUGCGCUGUUCGGUCCGCCCCCUAUUCAUCAUAAUUGAGUAAACUUUGACCCUGUACCUCAGAGUCAGCAGACACAUUCCAGCCAAUCAGCAGCAGACCCUCCCUCCCAGACCCUCCCACCUCCUGGACAGCUCACUAAGAAUGCAGCUUCACAAUGAAUGUAAAAUGGAUGCUGUCCAGGAGGUUGGAGGGUCUUGGAGGGAGGGUCUGCUGCAGAUUGGCUUGAAUGUGUCUGCUGACUGGGAGGUACAGGGUCAAAGUUUACUAGAUGAUGACAAAGGGGGCGGACCGAACAGCGCAUAUGUUCGCCAUCCGUGGCGAACCGUUUGGGACAUCACUAUUUGCUGCCUUAUAUAUCCCACCCCUCGGCAGGUGCCAUUGUAACAAUAUAAUAAAUGAUAUUCACUUCACCUGUCAGUGUUUUAAUGCUGUGGCUGAUCUGAGGGAUUUAUUUCAAUGCCAUAGUGCUACAUUACAUUCAUAAAGCAUUAUUUACUAAAAUAAGAAUUCAAAGUAAAUUCAAAGUAAAUUUCAAAUUUAAGGUCAAAAUAGCCGAAAUUAAACAAAUUAUCUAACUCCUCUAGGCUUUUAGUUUGGCUGCUCUGGCGUUAAAUGUGACAUUCAGUUUGAAUUCUCGCACUAGUGACAAUAACACUGACAAUAUUUUCGUAUUUUAGCACUAAUUGCAGUAUGAAUAACUUAAGGUGUGAUUUAUGUGUUAUGGUUUUAGGAAUAUUUUACUGUAAAGUUGAGUGUGGGGGGACGCGGUGUGAAACCUGUAGAAUCACUUCUCGCUGGAACGCCCUCUGCGCAGUAAUAUUCCUGAUAACAAGCUGUUUGUUGGGUUUUAUUGCAGGAGCCAACUGGAUGUGUUUCAGGAUGAGUUCCUCUACUCCCCCUGCAAUGCUGACUGCAGGUGUUCAUUAAAUCGGUGGGACCCCGUGUGCGGAGAGAACGAUGUAACGUACAUGUCUGCGUGUUUGGCUGGAUGCAAAGGGUCCGUGGGAACUGGAAAAGAGAGAGUAAGCUGGACCUGCCCAGAAUCCUGUCUACACAAUAAACAGUGACACACAGUAUAACACAGAGCAUAAUACUGAAAGGAAAUAAGCCCCGCACCAAAUUCCAACACACUUCUCAUCCUCCUAACGCAUCGAUUUAAAGGAACACUACAAUCACCAUAACCACUACACCAUGAACUGGUUUUAGAGACAUUUGACUUCAUACCUGGUAUCCGCUAGAGGGCGUUCCUUCCCUUUUCCACUAUUUCCAAUGUAGACCCUGACGCGCUGGAGCAGGGAAUAUCUCCUGAGCUGCAGUGCAGGGCUAGCUAAUCACUCUCAAUAAGCUACAUCAUGCACAGCCAGACUUAGCUCAGAACUAGACCUAGUGGAUCUCUGUAUGAAGUGGUGGAGAUGGGGAGAAGCACCCUGAGAAUCCCAGGUAAGAAAUCAAACUGUUCUAAAACAGUCUAAUUACUUACAAUGGCGGGAUGUCAUGGCACCAUAACCACUGCAGUAUGAUGCAAUAUUAUAGUGUUCCUUUAAUAUAAAUGGUAGAAUUACCCCACAAGGACCAACCCAAAAUAAAUUCAUAUUUUCAUAUUUUUUACCGAAUGUGGUAUGGCAGCAGCUGCUCUCCACAUUAACCUCUUUUUACCAGGAAAUACCCAGGUUAACGCUCCUCCAUCCUUCACACAUGUAGGUGGGUGGGAGGUCCAUGAAUAGGGGGUACUUUGGGACUGACUUGAAAACUGGUCAGAAUUAAAUUUCUGAGCAAGUUCAUAAUUUCAACCAUUUCUGAUUGAUUUGAAUGGACUCAAGUUCAGAGUUCACUUAGCAAUUUGUAGGUCGUUUGACAAAUCAUUUAGUACAAGUCGAUUGUACUAGAUUUAGUCCACAGACAUUUUACCUGGGAUUUCUCAGAAUUUUUGUGAAGUGUGUUGUCUGAAUCUUAUUUUUAUUGCAGAUUUAUUAUAACUGUUCAUGCAUUGAAGCAAUGGGUUUCAAGUCCAGUAAUUUCACUGCCCGUUUAGGGACGUGUCCUCGAAACGAAAACUGUGGCAAUAUGUUUAUAUACUAUACAAUCAGCCAGACAUUAAUCACGUUCGUGUACGCACUAGGCGGAGCGGCUGCAUAUAUCAUCGUCCUGUGGUAAGUCCUUAAUGUAUAUAAAUGUAUCUCAAGUGGCUAGAAUGAAACUACUAUUGGUACCCUUAAUGCUGGUUUUCCAGAAACGCUACAAACAGGCAAACAUUCAGGGAAAUAAUAAUGUGUGUCUUUUAGGUGUGUCAGCCCAGAAUUAAAAGCCCUGGCAGUUGGAGUCUACAUGUUACUCAUCAGAGCUCUCGGUAUGUGCGCCUGUAAUGAUCCAUCAUGUAACAGUUGUUUAAAUAGACAGUGAGGCUUGGACCCCUCUUCCCAUUCCAACACUGUCUCUCUUUUAAUGAUUUAAUUUGUCACCGAUAAGGACACUAGUUUCAGUCCUUUUUUAGUCUACUUAAGAUAGAUUAAAGGAUCACUAUAGGGUCAGGAAUACAAACGUACCCUCAUGCCUCCAUAAAUAUAGUAAAAUUCUUAGUGUAUUCAAACCAGAAGCUGUAAAUCUGCAUGCUGUUAGACUCAGAAAAACAAGCAGUCUGCUGACAUCAUCAGAAGUGGUAUCCUGAUCCAAUCACAGUGCUUCCCCAUAGGAUAGAAACAUGUAUUUGUGAGGUGUGUAAAACAAAAUUUAAUUCACAAUUGCUUAUGCUGUAAAUGGGUGCCUCCAUCUUGGCUGUCAGUCAUUGAUAUAAGCUGGCAUAGACAGAGCAUAUAGAGAAGAAGAUAAAUUAAACAAUGUUUUAAUUUCUUCUCUUCAUUUGUAUUGUGUGCCCUGGCUGUGCCUUGUCUGAGCUGGAUUAUGUGGUUAUUUGCUAAAUCUUUCAUUUACAUUUAAAACAAAAUAGAGAAAACCCCCCACAAGUUAUAGGUGAUUUUCCAUGUUUUAUUCAGUGAUAUGGUAGGGAAGUGACUCCUCCUCUUUACUUCAUUAAUAUGUGAGUUUUAAUUGGUGAGUUAUGGAAACAGCAAAUAUAAUAUUCAUUCUUACCUUUCCAGCUGGGAUUCCAGCCCCGAUAUAUUUUGGGGCGCUCAUAGAUAAGACAUGUUUGAAAUGGGGGACCAAGCCCUGUGGAGGAAAAGGAGCCUGCAGGAUGUAUGACGCAAGCUCAUUCAGGUACAAAACAGCCGUUUAAUGAUAAAGUAUUAAUUACACCAGUGGUUCUCAAACUGUGUGCCGCGGUGCCCUGAGAUGCCGCGAUGGGCACAAAGGGAAGCCGCGAGUUAUUUUCCCUGGUGCUAUGAUGAUAGAGAUCUCCCUCUUUGGUCCGCUAGCACUUUGCUGACAGAUGGCAGGGGAGGGAGAGAGGACCCGGGGGAGCUCUAACCUUCAGCUCCGCCGGUUUCUCCUCUCGCGAGCUCGGAGCGUUGCCGCGGGUAAGCUCCAAAUCUCACAAAUCUCCUGAGGCUGCUAGAGUUCACCACCGGGGCUUCCCCACCGGAUUGGCAGGAAUUACAGGAAAUGUCCCCUGUACCAGGCAAAGGUAAGCAGGGAGGGGGGAUAUCAUUUUUAUUUUUAAUUAAAAACAAUAACAAAGUAUGUAUUUAUUUAUUUGCCCUCCUACCCCCACAGACCCCAGACCACACACAUUGCCCCCCAUACACACACACUGCCCCCAUACACACACACUGCCCCCCAUACACACACAUUACCCCCAUACACACACACUGCCCCUAUACACACUGCCCCCCAUUCACACACACCGCCCCCCAUACACACACAUUACCCUCCCAUACACACACAUUACCCUCUCAUACAUACAAUGACCCUCCAUACACACACACUGUACCCCUUACACACACUGCACCCCCCACAAACACUGUACCCCUCACACACACACAGGACCCCUCCACACACACAUACUGUACCCCUCAUGCACAUCCUGCCCCCCCCACACACACACUGUACCCCUCAUGCACAAACUGCCCCCCCCACACACACAAGCUACAUCCUUCAUAAACACAAUGCACCCCUGUGCACACACUGCACCCCUCACACACACACAUGCACACUGCAACUCUCACACACACACAUAUUGCACCCCUUACACAUACACACACACUCAACAGCCCCUAUCCCGGCAGACCCCAGGUAAGUUGUCAAACUGUUCUUAAACAGUUUGACUACUUACCCUGGGAGGGCAAUACGGCACUACUGGCACCAUAACCACUACAACGUAAUGUAUGGGUUAUUGUGCCUGGAUUGUUUCUUUAAAUAAUCUACCAGUGCCACUCCCAAGAUUAGGGGCCCAGUAUAUGCCGCAGCCUUGUACAUAUAUACAACAUAGAAUUUUUUUGACUUGGGGUGCCUUGGAAAAAUAUUAAGGGCGCCUUGAACCUAAAAAGUUUGGGAACCACUGAAUUACACAGUCUCUCUCAGUACUCGCAGUCGCAGUGAAAGGAAAUAACUAUCUGUAUAUCAAAGGGAGAAUGAUAACAAAUGUAAAAACCUCAUGUUUAUCAUCAAAGGUCUUCACACUGUAGGUAACAUCCAUUAGGGUGGCAUCAGGGUAGCAGCUGGAAUGACAGUGAAGAUCAAGUUAUAUUGAGGACAGACACUCCAUCCUUGUUAGGGUGUCUCUGAGAAAAGUCUGUAUUAAGAGGUUCAGUCAUUAAUCUGUCCAUUGCAGUGAAUUGAUAAUCAAGUGACAAAUUUUACACCAAUUUAGAAGAUUUUUUAAAUUCAGCUCUUUGGUUGUCAUCAAUUGAGUGUAUCAGUCUCCGUGUUGGACAGACUCAUGGGUCAGCUCUGAUAGAAAGAUUUACAGCUAAUUUGGGGGGUGGGAGUGUGGCACUCAGGAUAGUGUUGGUGCUUUUAUCUCACACCAAGGAUCACUUGCCUACAUCGUUACACUAAUUGCCACUAAUGUUCCUUGAACUCUCUGUGUGUCUCUGCAUCCUCCCUCCAGAAACACCUUCUUGGGUCUGAUGACUGGAAUUCGCGCCCCAAUGUUUCUCGUAGCCAUUGUCUUUAUAUAUUUGGUCAAGAAGCAGAUUUCAAAGACUGCAGGAAAAAACGCCCAGGAGAAAGAGAACCGUGAAGAUUCCGUGAAAAGUAACAUUUACUCAAAGGACAUAAAAGACGAGGAAUCUGCCGCCCUAAACUCUCAGAAGGAAUCAUGCAUGUAACCGUUACUGAUUGUCUAAUAAUCAUGCUGUUUAUAUAGUCAUAGUUCUAUAUGAUAAGAGCGCAGUUCCAAACAUGACUUGUAUACAAUAAAGGUUUAAUUUGGUAUAUAUCAUUUUAGAUUCAUUGUCUUUAGACUAUCCUGCACAAUUUCAUAUUUUCCCAUAUAUUCUAACAAUGUAUAAAAAUAUGCAGCACGAACAACAGAAAAACAUGUAUUAAGCUUAAGAUGGAG